Messenger RNA from Xyrichtys novacula (pearly razorfish), 84735 nucleotides. The record is from the annotation of a GenBank genome assembly. NCBI's taxonomy places the organism in Eukaryota, Metazoa, Chordata, Actinopteri, Labriformes, Labridae.
GCUCUUGCUUGUACCACACAGGAGCUCGAGAGGAGGCAGAGACUGGGCAUGCCCAGCCCGGUGGGGAGGGAGGAAGAGGAGAGAAGAGCCGAAGAGGGAGAAGAGAGUGGAAGAGUUGGGAUGUGUGUGAGCUGGGGCGGACGCUAAAAACCCCGACGAGGAGCUUGUCCAUUUCACGGCAUCACGUCUUUCCCUACCUGACGUGAAACAGAUCAUCCUUUUCUCUCUCUUUACCCUUCACACGACACACGCUCUCUCUUUUCCACAAACACACACACACACACACUGACUCUGGAGCCGGAGGGAGCGGAUAAAUGUGGACUGCAGUAUCUCAUUUGCAGCAUCUCAUUAUCUCCGGUACCGGCUGGACCGACACUGCUGCUGCUGCUGCUGCUUCACGGGAGAAAUCAUCGCCUAUCCUGGUGAGCAGACACCUCACUCUUAUCUGUCUCCUUCGUGUUUGUGCAGACGUAUCUGGUGAAUGUAUCUGCCUCAGCUCAUUGCGGGUUUACACCGCUGAGCUGCUGUCUCACAUCACAUCACAUCCCAUCACAUGCAUGCAUGCAGUAAACACAACGCACAACUUGAGCCAUGCACGUACAGAGAGAGACAGAGAGAGAGAGAGAGUGCACCGCAUCGCAUCGGUGACACAUCCAGGCGGACCUGUAGGAUGCAGAGAAAGGUCAUAGCUACUCCUUCCAAGCAGAGCUGUCAUUGACGCAUCUGUGCGUGACACUCACAGCCCGCAAAGACAAGAGUCAAGUUUCGCCCUUGGCAGGAAAAGUUGGCACUGUGGAGUGUUUUAAUGUUAGGUGAGUUAGUACGUGAGGAGGUUAUAGAUAACUUUGUCAGGUUCUGGCAACAACAGGCAACACAGGUCAAUGCAGAGCUGAUGACUUUGUAAACACACUUCCAUCAAAUGAUUAAAAAAUGGUUAUUCAGGAUUUUCAUAUCCUUUAUAGCCACUAAUAAGGAUCUGUUUUUGUACUGCAUGCUCUGUAGUGUUACAUCUUUGCAGCUUUGUGGCUCAUUUUGCAAUUUAAAGUCAAUGUUGAGGUAUCAUAUGUUUCCAUUUUCCUGCCUUUUUACAGAUUGCAUGUUGAGUGAAAGAGAAAAUAGUGACAUCGACCUCGACUGAGGAAAAUAAAGUGAACAAACUCAAACUUUAUUCGCAUUUAAAAAAAUGAUUUUGAUGAGCUGUUUGUUAAUAGAGAAUUUGCAUCAUCAAAUAGCAGAUUUUUUGACAGACAAAACAUCUCAUAAUAAUUACUUCAGUGCACAGUCUAUAUAUUGAUAAAUAGUGAUCAAAUCAGUGGCAGUUACAAACCUUUCCAGACUCAGUUGAAUACCUGACGGGAUCAAUAGUACCUGUAUGCUAACCCAGGCUCAGGGAUGAUAAAUGACACUGCAGGAAUAGUCCCUGCAGCUCAGAGACGACCAGGCUGCAUGACUGUUUUAAAACCCUGUCAAACGUCCCCCAGUCCAAGAACUGAUCCAUUCACCGCCACCGCCAAGGGCACCUGGAAGCAUUUUGUCUUCAUUUGUUGCAGUUUAUAAAUCCCCCAUCUGGGACUCGGUCUAGACUCUGCCUCUGGGUUUCAGUGACGGGACGGUGGGGGUAGAAAAAGACUCUAUUCUUUUCACCUUUCCUGAAGAGAAGUGAAACACAGAAACACACACACACACAGAAACACACAUCCACUCCAUCAGGUUUGCAGGGCUGUUUGUCAGAGCGACCCUCUGAGGAGCAGCUGCUCCAAAAGUCAAAUACUCUCUGUUUGUGUGUGUGUGUGUUAUACUGCAGACGCUUGACUUCAUUUUUACUUUUGCUGGAGGUCUGGAUGAAUUUUAGUAGCUUGGGUAGUUAAUAACGCAUCUCUAAGGAAAAAAACUGGAGGACAAGGACUUUUCAAGGAUUUUUCCACAGACUGUGUUAACAAAGAAAGAUGGAGCAGACUAGACAAUGUGUACAGGCUGAGUGACAGAUAGAGUCAAUAGAUUAACAAUAAACUAACAGAGAUGCUUGUUGCAGUCUUGUGUCGCUGCAAGAAGACACACACAGGACCCCCGUCAAAAAUCACCUGAAUUAGAUAAAAUAAGAAGUUAAAUUAAAAACACGUAAGACAAUGCAUGUGACUGUGUUUCCAAAACAGGUUAAUUAACAGCAAGUCUUGAAAGUAAGACUGUAGUCCAGUCAAUGCACAAUGCUAAUUUAUUGCUAGCUGGCUUGUAAACUCGUAAGGGUGAGCGAUACGGCAAAAGUGUAAUCUUUGUGUUUACCAUCUUUGCAGUGCACCAUGUUUCUAAUCUGGAACCAGGAGAGAAAGAGAGGCCGGCUCCUCUGUAACCAUCAUUUACAUCGCUUAUCAAAAAAACACUGAGAACUUGAAGGAAAACUUAAAAAUUUAAGACGUGUAUUUUCACUAUCAGCAUGUGUGACUUAAUGAAGCAGCAAAUUUACUUGAUGGACUGUUCCUGUGUCACUACAAUGAGAUGUCAAAGUGUGUUUAGGGCUAGGUGAUUAAAUGAGAAUGAUAUAUAGAAAAUUAAUUUCCCUCAAUAUCAAUAUAAAACAUGGUCAAUAUGCUUUUCGAUAGUCGGCAUUCUGCCAUGUUUUGGUAGACUAUAGGAAUAGCCAAUGAAAGCAGAGUAAUGUGCACUGCAAAUUAUGUCGAGUUCAUGUUCUUGCAAAGUUGGGGAAUACCUCAAAUGUUUUUCACCACCUGAAGCAGUGCCACGCGGCAGAGCACGCAUAUGCAAAAGAUUACGAACCCAGAGCAGAGCCGCUGAAACAGCUGACCAUUCAAUCUGCAUUCAGUUGCAAAAGACCUCACAGAUGCAGUAGCUUAUUGUAUUGCAAAAGACAAGGUAUCAAUAAGCACUUGUAAAUUAAUUUUUUUAUAUCGUGAUAUAUAUUGAUAUUGACUGAUAUGAAAAAAUAUAUUGUGAUAAACUUUCCAUUUCGCCCAGCCCUAAGUGUGCUUAUAAGACCUGUGACAUAAAAGCAGUGAUUUAUUUUCUAGUUGUUGAAUUGGAAAUCAAAAUUUUGAACUAAGCAGUAAAACACAGCAUCGCAGAUCCUCAGGUAAAUAAUGUCAAACUGGUCAGUUGAGUGUGGCUAAUGAUAGCAGAGCUAGCACCACCCCCUGACGUCCUCUCUGCUUGUUAACGUACACUUUCCAGUUCAACCAGACGCAGCUAAAAGACAACUUUAUCUCCAUUUUCUCGACCAAAAUACUGACAGAUGACGCCGUGCUAUAGUUGUCGGUGCUUGGUCAAUUGUUAUAGCAUCAUGGCUGAAGACGUAAACCAGACCCACAGUUUUAGCUUGAUGGCUGCACUACAGCAUGUCAGGCCUACAAUAAUAUAAAUACUAAUCAUCUGUUUAACAAGCGAGCACUUCGGAUGCUAGCAAUGGUGAUGAUGUUAAAUCACUAUUUUCUGUCAAAUAUUCAUUUUGAUGGUCUUGAAUUUAGGUUAUUUAGUUUUAUAUUGCACAUGAUUAAAUAAGGCCGCAGCUAAAUAAUUUAUUCAUGAGCAUUCGGUGAAGCUCAUCCAGAGGCUGAGUGCUCUAUCUGCAUUUUUUAACUGCCAUGUGGGGUAUAUGCAGGGAUUUCUUUGGGUCGGAUUUCAACAGUGUAAUUUUAAUUUUGUAAUUUUGUUUUUACAUCUGAAUCUUUAAAACCUGCAGCAUUAGCAUUAGAGGUAAAAAUCACUGAGAGCAAAACUCCUAACUGGCAUCAGAUUGGCAGCGCUCUCUUUGCAUGCAAACGUCAACUUGUUUAAUUACGUUGUAUGUAAAAAGUUUGAUCAUUACAACAUCAACAGAAAUGAAUAAGGACAACAUGUUGAUGCUCCAAUGUCUCUUGUAAUCCCGCUUAAUCUCCUGAUCUUCAUUUUGACAUCAAUCAUGAAAUUUGACACAACAGUUCGUAUCCGUGUCGCAAAAAUCAAAAAGGAGGUCAUGACGCUCAGGAUUAAUGAGCGGCGGUAAUCUGAGGUCUCCCAAAUAAACAUGCAGAGAAUAUGAGCUGUGACAAACCUGAACGUGUGUGUGGAGGGGUGUGUGUUUGUAACCUGGCGUCAUUUGAUGCCUUCUGUCAAUAAAAAUGAUACACAGGGGAAAAACAGAGAUGGUUUAACCGUCAGCUACUGUAAGCAUGACUCAGAAGGUAAUAUUGGGCUUAUUUGUGAUGAAUUCCUGCUGUUGGUGUUUCAGAAUAAUCCCUGAACCUGAUCUGACAGAAUCCUCACACUAAAGAGAGUUCAUUCAAAGUAGUUUAUUCUUAUUUUCAUCAACAUUUCAUGACUUAAAUAUUUUUUUCUGCAGGUAUUUAGCGCCUCUCUGACGUCAGCUCUCAGCUCACCGUCUUAAACCCACUCAUGACUCACUUCCCCUCCUAUCUGUGCACAUAACCGUCCAUAUAGGGAAAUAUAACACAGGGUCGGGCGUGAGCUUUGCUUGUUAUUGUGCUCCAGUGUUUUCAAUGUUACUUGUAUCAUAAAUAGUUUUAUUGAAUAUUAACGCCUCGGAAGUCCUGUUUCAUUCAUGCAUCACUCAGACUCUGGUUUCUGAUAGGCACGGCGAGUGAUGGCCUACUUUUACACUUAAUUCAUCAGAUUCAUUUGCUUCAAACACGUCUGCAACAUUUGAGAUUCAAUCAUUUUAGAUGUUCAAUGCAGUUCCCAGUUUUCCUCAGUAGUGUCACUUAAUAGAAGCAAAAGUUUCACUAAAUAACCAAACAUAAUAAAAAUGAACUCUAAUAGCGUCAAUAUAUAAACCCUUCAACAAGACGUCUCUGGGAUGAGAGCUGCACAAUCAAGCUCCACCCACAGUACGUAAGCUUUUUCUUGACGCCAUCCUGUAUCAGCUGAUCACCUGUCUACCCUUCCUGCCGCAGACAGCUCCUCCUCUAUGCUGUGUCUGAUUUAACUUCUGUGCCCCACUUUCGUUUGUAAACUCGGGGUCUUUGCUGAUGCUCUCCCUGCCUUGGCUUUUCAUAUAUGCGAAUGAAUUCAACUUUAUUUUUAUGGCACUUUUCAGACAAAAAAAUGCUGUUCAAAGUGUCUCACAGAGGCAAAAAACAACAAUUAACAACAAUAAAACCCGAACCUCCCACCCACACACCCACCCAUGGACCCACACACACACUCACCCACACAUACACGCACACAAGUGCACAAAGUGUGAGAAUUGAAGAUAUAUUGUUAAAGAGACAUGGCCUGACACCGAGACAUGACGUGAGGAAAGAGCUACCUUUAGGAAACACUGGAGAUAAAAGAUAAAAAAAUAGAAUAGAAUGGUCAAAAGAAAGAGUAAAACCUGUUGGACUAAAACAAGAAAAUAAUAUUAAAUGAACAGAUAAGUAAGAGCUCUUUACCAGGUAAAAGGGGUAAAAGAAGUAUAUAUAUCCACAAACAAAAGAGGCCUGGGUCGGAUUUGAAAAAAUCAGAAUUGCACUGUUCACACUCACAUGAAAAAUCAGAUCUGUGUCACAUAUGGUUAAAAAAUCAGAAUUGUCCUGCAGUGUGAACAUAGCCUUAGUGAACCCAGGUGAGUGUGUUCUCUUUUUGACUGAAGCAGCCCAGACUGAACCAGAAUUGCACAGUUGUAUGCAGUUGGGUUUAUGGAUAACAUGAGAUUCAGUAAAACUGCAACAUGCUGUGCUUCCCUGUUGUGGAUGCUCAGGAUCAAUAGAAUGAAAUAUGAUAAUAAAGGGAAGUAUAAAACCAUAAAGUGCUGCUGUCUCUUUCAGUCGAGGAUAAAUGAGCUGCUGUGAGACACAGGACUCACACAGACGCCUCGAUGGCCUGUGUGAGGUCUGAGAUAACUAAGUGGUUCGUGGUGCUAACGAUGUUUGGAUUUCCAUCAGAUCUUAUUGGGAAAUCGAGGCGGUCAGCUCGCUCUCUGUUUCAUGCUAUUAAUGGUGUUGAGAAAAAACAGCAUUAGUGACCGGUACAGUCUUGAAUUACUGUUUUUUUCCUCCUUCCCACGUCUGUUUUUAUUUCUUCCUACACUCUCCCACUCUGUACACUCGCUCACUAUCUCCUGGUUACCGUCUCCGUCAUUUUUCAUCCUGUACUCUCAGUUUUUCUUUUUUUGUUUUGGCCUUUUUGGUUCAAAGAAAGAGCAGUUUGACGUCCCUGUAUACACAGAGCUAUAUCAUGUUUUUCUACUCAAAGCCAAGAAUACAUUUGGGACGUGUGGAAGUGGGAGUAUUUAGGAGGUGAGAGUGCUGGCGAUGAAAAGAGCCUUGUUAGCGAUAGGAUGAGAGUGAGCUUGUGCGAUGAUGGCAAGCAUUUGCAUUUUACAAUCCUGCUGUGUUUCCGAGUAAUGAGAGGUUGUCUGCUGCUAUAGCCGCUCCAAUCUGUGAGUUUGUUUUUUUUUCCUGUAUGUUGGCUGCAUUACAGAUGGAGCGCUUUGCAGUGGCCUGGAUCCUGUGUGAUUAAUGAAACACAAAUCUGUCGUAAAAGGCGCUCACUCCCUGUUAUGUGCUGAAAUGCUCUCUCGUUUUGUCAUUCCCGUCACUCAGAAAGAGUGUAAUUUGAGUACAGGGAGACAAGAUUCGUUCUUGGCUGUUUGGUAACAUAUCAGUGCCAGUAAUCGAUUUUUUUUUUGCAAGGCUUGAUAGCCCACAAUGCCCUGCAAAGUGUCCAGCAGUAAGUGAUAUCACAGAUUAUCUGAUUGCGAGUGGUUUGAUUGCAGAGUCCAGUUACAUAAAUCACAGGCUGUGUUUUACUUGUCUUAAUGUUUGUACUGCCUUGAUUUAAGUAGAAAAAAACAGCUUUAAUGGAAAUUUGAUUAAUUCUUAACCUUGGUCUUAAACUCUGAGUUUACAGCUUGUUAGAUGGUUGAAUAAAUUCUGUUUUCAUCCUCCCACACAGCUGAGAUCUGUUCCUAACCUCUUUCUGUAAGUUUCCAAAACUGCCAAUUCACAAAUAACACCCACUCAAAGCCGAGUUUGGCCCAAUGUACACGUAAAAAGAUGAACCCAAAACCCUUGACGUUAAAGAGGGGGUGUUUUCCUUAUAUUGUCCUUCUGAUCCCAUCUUAGCAGCUUUACAUGAUUUACGGUUCAACAAAUUCUUCAUAUAUUUCAGGCUGCUGUCUUUGAAAACCUUCGUUUCAGCCUCUGUCUGAGACACUGUCGCUUUAAGGCCCCCUCAGCAUUCCAGAACCCUCCUUCACUGUUGCCAUGCAACAAAGUUGUGUUUCUUGUUAUAGAGUGACAAAUUUGCCCUUUUAAGGAGAUUCACUGGUGAUGUCAUGAUUUGAGCAAAUCUCAUCUUGAUCUCUCUGAAUUCUUGUGUGACUCAAGCCGUUUAGAGCCCCCCCUGUAGUCCCAUCUGGGGAUUACUUCAACACACAUGAACCUUUAAUCUGAAACCUUGCUCAUGUGUAGUACUGACCUCUAAAACACUUAACACUGUUUUCAAAAUAUAAAAGAAUUAGAAGACCACCUCUUUCCAUGUAAUGUAAAUAUAUAAAUCUAGUGAAAUGUUUUAUGUGUUAGCUAUUAUCAGGUUGAGGUUGCUUAGAUAAAUUUAAGAUCUAAGAUUUAAGUAAAUAUAAUUUUUUCUACCUUUUGCAAUAUAAUCCAAAGACACAAUUACAUUUCUGAAACCUUUAGAAUCAUAUCUGCUGACUUGAGACUCACUGAAACACUGAAAUACCAAACGGGGAUAAAAAAAAGGUGUUAAACCUGUGUUUUAUCUUGUCUGAGCUCAGUAACAAAACAGGACCAAAAUGGGGAGCUAGAUGCAGUUCAAUAAUUAAAUAUCUGAAAGUGGUACAAGGCACAGAGUUAACAUGAGGAUGAUGCAGAAUGGGGUCAAAGCCAGAGAGCAGGGGAAGUCAGAGGAAGCCUGAUAACAAAGAAAGCUUCAGAGUCCAGAUCAUCUACUGCUGAAAUAGAUAAAUAACAUGACAGCUCCUUAAAAUCGAAGCUAAUUCAUUUCAGACUCCCCCUGCUGACUGUCUGCAGUAGCGGCCAGAAAUCCUGCCUCCUCCAUGUUAACAGAUUGGACAUGAUUCAGACUUCAAAAUGAGAACAUGGUUCCUGUCAGUUUAGUUUGUCCUUAUCAUGCUUAUUUGUGUCCAAAUGUAAAAUUUAGUUUUGCGUAGGUAUUUGAUAUUGACGGGGGUAAAAAGUAGUGGUCGACUGAUGUUGGUUUUUCAGAUUGUAAGUAGUAGAUGAGACCAAAAACCAAUAUAAGUGACAGUUUUUGUCCAGCCAAUCAGAUAGCGUCGUGGGCGGGACUUAGGUAAGACAGAGAGUGGUGAGAGAAAAUAGAGCUUAAGGGAAAAACACACCAGCAGUGGAGUCAAAGAUAAAUAAUCGGCCAAGGUUGACGAUCAGUCCGCCUCUGUGAAAAGGUUAAGAUUGACAGCUCUGUGGACAGAAACUGCUCCGUCAGUGUUUCUUCACCCAAUUAACAGAGCAGGUGGAGCGCCUGUUAAGGAGAGUGGAUGUAAUGAACUCAAGAGUCUCUGAGUUCUCUUUAAGUGGUAAUGUCUGCUGGAAACCAGGAAGAGAAUCCGUUACUCUGCAGACCAAACCCACCUGAGGUAUCGUAGACUUUCAUCAGUAAAUUAAACGUGUUUGAUUAGAAAAAGAGGUCAGUAAAUUGGUAUCUACUGUGCAGAUAAAAUGUGUUUCUAUCUUAACUUUUAUACAGCAGGAAGAAGUUUAUAGUCAAUCUAAAGCUGAGUCUAAUAUAAAUUGUCCUAAAGCUCCCGUGGUCGUAGCUCAGGGAACAAUUAAAGUAGGAGGGAAUAUAUCAGGAGUUUUAAAUGUUGAGUAGGUGGACAAAAAGGAAAGGUUAAAGUGCCGAGGGGAUAAUAUGAAAAAUGAGAGGCCAGCAAAACCGUAGGAAACUUGAGAUGGAGGAAACCUUUCCGCUAUUGUGCAUUCUUUGAAAUUUUCAGGAGCUUGUUCACACGUGUCCCUCAUACUGUCAAGGUUUCCUGAUCGGACAAAGAGAGUAGUGUGCACAUGUGAACACAGCGUCUUCUUCUCCUGAUGGCUGUUUUUAAUUGAAAUCUUAAGAUGCAGCCCGCUCAUCGUGGAAAAGAUUUAGAGAAGAAAGACAGGUCAAGAGGAGACUCCAAUUUGAUCCUCCACAUGUCCCACUAAAGAGUGUAUUUUUAAAACCAUCGAUCAAUGAGCCAUUGUUGGUCCCCUCAGGACUCUCGAGUUCACCCACAAAGAUGGUCAUUGGCGGGUGGAGACAAUCACCAGGAUCUUCUAAUUUGAUAGUCCCUAAUGUUAUUUCCCUGAAAUAAACCAGCAGACACGAAGAGAGUUGUUGUUGCAGAAAGCCUCCCGCUCUCAGAAACUCUGCUCCACAUCUGCCUGAGGAGUGCUGACUCUGCUGGAAGCUAAAAGCUGGCUCGCUGAUGUUUGGUGCAGUCUGCAGAGAGGAGCUGCUGCUGAUGGCUGCCUGUCACUCUCACCUGUGUCAGUUGUACAGACAGACAGACAGACGGAGGUGAGAUCAGACUUUAAAAAUAAUAGAGGGAUGACGUCAGAAGAACGUCAUUGUCAAACAUCUCCAAACCUCUCUGAGGUAUUAAUAUAAGUAAACAUAAGCUGCUGCUUAAGCUGCAACUUCGCCUCAUCCGUUUUCUGUCUUCUUAGAGGAGCCGACGAGAUCAUUACUGUUCUCACUCAAGGAGGCUAUCUAUCUAUCUAUCUAUCUAUCUAUCUAUCUAUCUAUCUAUCUAUCCAUCCAUCCAUCCAUCCAUCCAUCCAUCCAUCCAUCCAUCCAUCCAUCCAUUUUUCUAUCUAUAUUAGUUUAUUAAUCUGUCCAUUUUUACUCAUCCAUCCAUCAAACAUCCAUCAUUCAUUUCUAUUUUUACCCACCCAUCCAUCUAUUAUUUCUAUUUCCAUCCAUCCAAUAUUUCUAUUUUCACCCAUCCAUCCAUUCAUCCAUUCAUUUCCAAUUUCCAUUUUCAUCCAUCUAUCCAUUAUUUCCAUUUUCAUCAAUCCAUCCAGCCAUCCAUCCAUCCAUCCAUCGUUUCUAUUUUCAUCCAUCCAUCCAUCCAUUUCUUAUUUCAUCCAUCCAUCAUUCUAUCCAUCAUCUGUCUCUUUAUUUUUUCAUUAUCCAACCAACUAUUCAGCUUUUCAUCCGUUAUUCCAUCCAUCUCUUUUUUUUUAUUUCCAUCUGUUUAUUGAACCACCUUUUUUGCGUCUCCCUCCCUGUUCAUCCAUUUAUCAUCAUAUUCUUUUACACACAUUUGGUAUCUGGUACUUUUGUCUGUAUUAAAAACACAAACUGCCUCUCUCAGUUCAGUUUAGUCUUUAAUGUGGACGUUGAGUCCAAAGUCGUCCAAGAGUGAGACGUGUUUUUGUUCAUUUGAUGCUUUUCUGUUUCUGUUGAAUAUUUCAGUGAGCGAGUGUUUACACCUGCUCCUUCUUUCUCUCUGAUGUUUCAGACUCUAUAGGAGGUUUUUCAUAAAUCUCAGCUCACAUCUGUCCCCAAAGUUUUCCUCAUAGGAAACAAACAUUUUUUUUAUCCUAUAUUUUCCUUCGACUCCCGCUGCAUCAUGGGAAACUUUCACGGUGGAACUUUAUGUCCUCUGUUGAAUUAUUUAAAGCUGGUGAGAAAUAACAUGGAGUUGUCUUUGCUGUUCAGAAUUAAUAACUGUUGUCAAGGGGGGUUUUAACCAAUCAGAGGCAAGUAUUCAACACAGCAGGCUCUUUGCUCUUCACGUUUUUAUUGCAAUGCUAAACAAUUUAAUCGCACAUAACUUCUUAUAUCAUGCAGGUUUCAUCUAAAUGAUGUUCUCAGAAGUGAUGGGGGAGAUGUGUGGUGAGAAUUUAUCACAUGCAAAAUUCCUGGAAGCCAAACAUUUAUAUGCAAAUAGGCCGAGUGUGUUCUCCUGUCCCUCUGAGGUGUUGGGGAGGAGGGGUUCACACAUGCUCGAGAUGAUCAGACCACAUGUCCACGUUUCAUCCACUCACAUCCUACACUCAUAUUUUCCUCCUCUGUCUACAUGUACAGGGGUCCGGCUUGGCUGAGUGCAUUCAAACUCUUCGUCUCCCCCCUCCCUCAGCAGCACUUUAAUACUCCUCACUGACUCAGCAUGCAUGUGAGAGGCAGAGGGAGGGGCAGGAGGCGGGGCUUGGUGAAGUGAGCAUGCUAAUUGGCUGAGUGGGAGCAGUGUGCCGGGGAAGGGAGGGAAGGAGUCGGUGCUGGUCGGACAGGUCUGUCUGCACUGGAGAGGAGAGAGGAAGGAGGGAAGGAAGGAAGGAGCGAAGAUGAGAGGGAAGGAAGAGGGAGUAAGAGAAAGGAUGAGGCGAGUUAAAGCAUGUGGGAGGUGUAAAUCCUGUACGGAUGGAGCGGCUGUGAGAGGAGGAGAGGUGAGUGUGAGUCUGUGUGUGUGUGUGUGUGUGUGUGUGUGUGUGUGUUUGUGUGUGUGUGUGAUUUAGAAAUACUGUUGGUGUCUCUGUUUUCUGCUGACAGCCUGGGGUCGAUCAAGAUAAACAAGCAGUGAGGUGGCCGAUAGCUUUGCACCACGAUAUGGAUGAUCCAGAUGUGUGUAUCACCCUGUAAGACUUACAGCUCUGUCUACUGUGUGUGUUUGUGUGUGUGUGUGUGUGUGUGUAUGUGUGUGUGGGUGGGUGACACUUAGUGUGAAGGCAUGAAUGAGAGAACAUGUGAGGCCGUGUGAAAAGAGGGACUGCAUAUCUCUGAGAGCGAGUCGGUACAUGCAGCUUUAACACUCUUUAAGUUGAGUCUCAUGUAAACAACACUUCUGCACGCGCUCAGUUCAGUUUGUACCUUUAGCUGCUCUGUGCUGUGGCAGUGGACACACUGACAUUAAAGACAAGAAUCUAUUUUCUUUUAAACAGAAUGUAGUUUUCUUUUUAAAACACAAUGAAUUUGUUUUUUUAGAAAAAAUGAAACGUACCAGAGAUACAAUAAUGACAUUUAGAAAUUAUUCAACAAGGAACUCAAAGAUGCUGUAAAGUAGGGCUGUUCAAUGAGAGCGAAACUCAUAACCAUGGUUGUUUGAUUUGCAUUCAUUCUAAUGAGAAUACACACAAAAAAGGCUGCAGAUCAUAAAUCAUUCAGUCUUUUAAGAUUUUGAAUAAUGUCCUCAAUAACAUCAAGACUUGUGGUCGUAUUUUACUAUGAUUUAGAAAAAUGUCUCUAACUGUGAGCGCAUUAUCACUGCUGCCUCUCAUGUGAUGCUCAUUCUGUCCCUUUGCUUUUCAGGCACACAGAUAAACCUGCUCCUCUCCCUGCUCUCCUCUCUCUUCCUCUUGCUCCUCUUCCAAUUCUCCUCUCCCCUUCUCCUGCUCCUUUCCCUGUGCUUCUCCUCUCCCUUCUUCUUGUUACUCUUCCUGUUCUCCUCUCUCCUCUUCCUCUCCCUGUUAUCCUCUCUCCUUCUCCUGCUCCUUUCCCUGCUCUCUUCUCUUGCUCCUCUCCCUGCUCUCCUCUCUCUGCUCUCCUCUCUCUCCUCCUCCUCCUCUUCUCCCUGCUCUCCUCUCUCUUCCUCUUACUCCUCCUCCUCCUCCUCUCCCUGCUCUCUCUCUUUUCCAUUCUCCUCCUCCUCUCCCUGCUCUCCUCUCUCCUCCUCCUCCUCUUCUCCCUGCUCUCCUCUCUCUUCCUCUUACUCCUCCUCCUUCUCCUCUCCCUGCUCUCCUCUCUCCACCUGUUGCUCCUUAAUAGUUUGAAUCGUUGCUGCAAUAAAUAAUUUCUAUCUGUUAGUUUGAAAAUCAUGAAGAUUUUUUGGCAAAAUUUCAAAGAGAAAGAUUUCCUGUUUUGAGUGACCCUGAGUGUUCGGCUCUCCUUCUGAAAAGUUAGUUAUAUAAUUUCUCUCUUUUCAGUCUGUAGUUAUUAAUGAGGUUUUAUUUAAAUAGAGAAUCUGUGUUUUUCCUGCAUCAAUGCGAGCAGACUUCAGUCCCCUCUCGAGUCGCGCACAUUGACCCAUUCAGUGAGAUAAUUCAGCGAGCAAGGCCGACUGCUGGGUUCUGAUUUGAUCUGAAAUGUGAGUCACUUUUUGUUAGACUUUAGAGACCGAGUUUUCUUGUCGGGUUUUUAAAUCCAUGUGCGAAGUUGGAGCCGUCUGAGUGACAAUAAUGAGACGGCAUUUAAACUUUUAACCAAUUGAACUGGAUAACCAUGACCUGAAUGAACGAGAACCUACACAGACGUACAGUUUUUUAACAUGUGGAGGAUGUAGUCAGAAUAGAUCGACUUUAUAUCGUCAUGAGUCUCAAAGUUCAAGGCUCACUCGUCUCUCGAUUUUGGUCCUUUCACAGAAUAAUGCUGUCUGACUGAGGAAAACUUGUUUUACAGAAUCAAACUCUGGACCUGCUGCAGCUCUGGAGUCUCUUUAUGAAGAGUCUCUUUAAAUGAUUGAACACAAACUCAAAUCAAUAACGUCACUAAAACUCUAAAAUGUGGUGAUAGUUUACUGAUAUGGUUAUAUGCCGUCCCUGGAGCAGACCAUGAUGUGCUGACAGGACAUGGUGCACUUGCAUCCUGCGGGAUUUGGGGGUUCGACUCUGUAACAUCUCCAGCUUAUUGAGUGCAGGUCUGGAUCCUCUCAUGCAAUCAGCGUUAACGCAGAACUGCUCAGUUCAGAGAUGACUGACCUGAGAGAUCCUUGUGUGCAUCGGUUAGAAAGGGCAAAGGUCAAUACUGCAGCUUUGACCGUUGAUCUCUGCUGUACAGACCCCGCCUCCUAAUGUGCGAGAUGUCUGCAUCUAUCACCGCGGUUACAGCUAUUGGUUCAUCUUCAGUUAAAAUGAUUGAGACUUUAAUUAGAGCAGAGCAGGAACUGUGUAAAAAAAGCCUCUAAAGUCCCAUUAGAUGAUCAUUUUCAUCCUGUUGGGAACAAGUUAAUAUUAAAAACCGAACAUGAAAUUGAUCAUCAGCUCAAGCAAGCAAGAUCUGCAAGUUUAGCCGAAGUUCGGGCUCCUCAGCUGCUCCCAAAUAUCCCCUGGAUUAUUCCACUAUUAUCACAUCAAACUUGUGAUUAUCUUCAGAGUAUUCAGGACAUGUCAGGUGUGAGUGGAGGAGCUGUAUCAUCAGCGGGGUCAUGGCCGGUGUGCCGCUGAUUGAAAGCCUCCCCCUUCUCCUCCUCCUCCCAUAACAAGCCGCUCUGCAGCUUUCUUCUCGCACACACACACACUUUUUGUGCCUCUGUAUGAGUCAGAGGACCCAUCUCUUUUGUCUGAAUGUGUCUUUGAAUUCAGCGCAGGAGAAGCGGGAGAGAGACACAGCCUCGUUUCUGAGACAGCGCUGACACUCCCAUCUAACUUCUUCCUCUCUGGGCGCUGCUCGGUUAAUUCUGGAGGUUUAUGAGGCUUGAGGAGAGAGUUUCAGGAGUGACAGUGAGCCUUUGGACAUUUGUUGGGACUUUGCAUGAGUAGGCAGUGUGAUGUAACCCAAUAUUGUUGCAGAGAAAUCAUUGGGUGCUUCAGUCUGUGUGAGCAGACAGUUCGAGGUUGUUAGAAGUUUCCUGUUGCACCCUGAGCGUCCUUUGUCACCCUUAAAAUCCCCCUUAAUCCCCUUAACUCGUUCCUACUCUCACUGCAAAACCCGUCAAGUAGCUGGAAUCGUAUCUGCUUGUGCACAGUGCCAGCAACAAGCAAGCUGAGAGCUAAUAUUAGCAUGAGAAGCUUCCCCCACUAUACCGUAUCCAGGGAGCUAAUAUUAGCGCUGCACACGCUGCUUUGGGUUUAAUUACCUGUGUGAUUUGACUCAGAAAUGCCCGCCAAAGAACCUGCACAGUUUAUCUGUUCGUGUGUGUGGCGCUGUGUUAAGAAAGUGACCCAGAAGGACAACAAGAGGAUGAGUCAUCAGUGCUGCAGCUGUAGCAUGUGUUUUUCUUCUUGUAAAUGGAGGUAUGUGUGGAGGUGCUGCUGGAGUUUAUAUUUUGUUCUUCAGUUAAAAGCUCUCCCAUCGGCUCAGUUUUUGAAAUACAAGUACAUUUCUCCACAAAGAUACAGACCCACAGUGAGUACAAGGCACUGAUAUCAUUGUUUCUUUGCAAAAUCACACGGAUGUCUCAGCAGCUGCCACAAUGACGACUCCCUGAAAACUCAGUGUUUCCCCGGUGGAUGUUCUGCAGGAUGCACCAGUGCAUGCUUCAGCAAGCUUCUUGAUUAAGUGGACAGAAGGAUAAGUUAGACAUCAGGGCUUUCUGCCAGACAGCUGUCCACAGGCCCUUUUACACAUGCACUGCACUCCUGAGAUUCUCCUGACAUCUUCUAGACGUGGAUAACGUGUGAAAACAAACAGAUCAGUUUGUCGUCCAGACUUUUUCACGGCCGCUUCCUGAGUCAUGUUUGACAAAACUCCUGAAAAAUUCCUGAUAUUUUCUUUGAGGGCUGAAUGUGUGAAUUCAAACAGCCUUAACUUCCAUCCUGACUUUUACCCAGACUUUUUCCAUCCAGUCCCCUUUGUAAAAAUUCUGCAAGAUGUCAGGGUGAGAAGGCAGUAACAGAAAAGAAAAUCCAUCGUGAGCAAGUAGGUGGAUGUAACUGUCAUGCAGCUGGUGCGACACCUGACAAGCUAAACAAAAAUAUUAGAAGUUGAAAAAGGUGAACUGUUUUCAGGACCAGAAUUGUGAAGAUGUCUGCACAUCCAUCGGUUUACAGGAAGUAUUAACGUUGUUCCAAAAACUGGCAUCUCAGCGUAGGUUUCUGACUCUUUAUUGACGUCAUGCUGUAAACAUCACUCUGUGUAUGAGCUGAUGUGUGUAAAAGUCCAGAAAAUUUACAGUGAGAGAGAACUGAAUGGAGUUUUUCUGCUUCAUACAACCUAAGUAUUGACAGUCUUUAUCUGUGAGGGACGUGUGUGAACGCAGUCCCAGAAAAAGACAGUCCCUGUCUUCCCUUUCAUUUUGCAUAAAUUAAAUCCUCACUAUGAUUAGAGGAAGUUCUCAACCACUUAAAAACUCCUCACUGUGCCUUUAAGUUUGCAAACUUGCGGGUGUUGAUUUGUUUCGUUUCAUUUCAGAGCUGCAGAUGACGGCUGCAGGGAGGUUUUUGAAAAAUCUGGUUCCACAAACAGUCGGCACAUCCGUCAUAAAAUGUAGAAAACAAAAGGGACUAUUCAGAGAAAGUGCAAGAACUGAGUUUUUUUUUUCUUUUUAAGUAGGAUACCACCUGAUUUAUCGAACCCGGUCACUGUUGCAUUCCUCGAAAUACUGCCUCCUACAGCAGUUGUUAAAACGGACAUUUAUGAGUGGAGUUUAUUUAUGUGGCCGUAGUGUUUUACAGUAAAUCAGGCAGCUGAGUGUGGCAGGUGGUGAGUGGUAACGGUCUGUUUCUGUUGUAACUUCUGGCACAGCAGCAAUGGUUCCACCAGAACGGCUGCCAAACUGGACGUCUGUCAGAAAAACGUGCGCGCAGCGGAAACUCUGCAGCUCAGCGGGGUUUCACAGUAUUUAAAGAUCUAAGAGGAAGAAGGAGGAAGAGGAGGAUGGAGCUCUGACCAGCAUGUUCGGCUCAGGUCUAUAGAUCUGGUUAACUCUUAUAUUUCCUCUCAAUUAGCUGUAAAUUACUCAAUUUGGAUUUUCAGAUUCAGAAAUCAGAUUUUCCAUGUCUUGUAAAUAAUUCCAGCACGUUUAUUUUCAGUGUUUCUCAGAUUUGGGAGCUUAAACAGGAGAUCUGUCCUCCUGAGAUGAAGGUGACUUGACUAUUGAAAGAACAAAGCUGCAGAAGAAGAAGAGAAGAAGAAGAGGAGGGGGGUUGCGUUACAUCAUGCAGCCGUGUUCCUGCUCCUGUCAUGCUCCUUCCUGUAACUCUACACUUCCAUCAGUCUGGCACACUUCCAGCAGAGCUCUCUCCUCCAUACGUGACUCCAUCAUCCUGCUUUACCUUCGCUGAGAGAGCCUCCAUCUUUCCCGCUCUCCCUCGUCCUCUUUUGCUUUCCUCUCGCCGGUCUUUAACUCUCUUGAACCCAUCAACAUCUGAGAUGAUGAACGAGAGAAUCAAUGGUAGAACCAAGUGAACCUCAGAUCCUUCUCUGAAUCGAUAACGGACACUGUCGACCUCUUCUCGUAGUGACGGAGUGAAAAUAGAUCAUGAAAAUCCCCGUGUACCGCCUGAACCAUAUUUAUGAUGCAGCCACCAGUGUGUCUAUUUUUAGCUCCCAUGCUUUUGCCCACACUAGCAGGAAUUUCCUUAAUGAUUUUGAUGCACACUAAAACACCAGAGUAAAGGUCGGGUUUCCUGGUCCUCGCCUUGUUUUAUCUGCAGACAAAAUUGCAUCAGAGCCAAUUUUUCAUAACAGAUUUUGGACUAGUGCUCUGCUUCAGUUGCUGUUUUCAGUAUCCUUUUACGCUUGGUGCCCAAGUUGAGCAGGCACGUAUACACUGGAUGGGUGUCAGUUAACAGAUAUACACUCAGCUUGUUGCCAGGUCCAUACCCUCAAGUAGGUCAGCUCCAUGUUAUAGCCUGCUGUAAGGAAUUUAUUUUAAUUUUUUGCAUGAAAUAGUUUUGGUGCACGAAGGGUUUUUGACGUAUUUUUGACACACUGGAGAUUAAAAGUCAUUCAUAGUUUGAGUUGCCAAAAAGUUUCAAUCCUGAUAGUUCUCGUUUAUAAUCCUGUCUUUAAUUUCAUGUAAGAUAAGAAUCCUGAAUACACCUGCACUCCAGGAUUUGCUCAUAGUCACAUAGUCACCUUCAGCCAGCAGGAACCAUCACACCACAAUGAAGCGUUAUUAUUCAGACUGUGAGUUUUCGUUGUUUAGUGUGUGGCGAUGUCUCAAACUGUUAGUUCAGAUCUCAUGUCCAGGUUUAAAGUCCACCUCUGAACACAUCUGUAUGCAGAUUUUCACCCUGUGGAAAUAUAUGCUACUGACUUUUGCACACCGCAGCUGAUCUGCUCCAGAUUUCACAGGUUUGAUGACAGUUUUAGCCUCGACUCAUUCACAUAUGUACAUAAUUUUGUUCAUUUUAAUAGCACCACUCCUUCAUGUCAUGUAUGCUUUCAAUUAUACUUGCAUGAGGACAGACUCGACCUCAACAGAUCUAGAUAUAUAGUUGGUUCAUUUGCGCUGCAACAGCUGCUGAAAAAACCAACAGUUUCUUGGUUGCGACACGCCCCAGUAUAAGCACAUAAGCGCCAAAGUGUGAGGGUCAGUUCAUCGCUGCUUACAGCUUUAAUUAUGUUUUUUUUAGAACUACUUAUUUGUAUUAAUUGGUGUUUCAAAUUGUUCUGUUUCUCUCAUGAUAACUAGAUUUCACUGCAACAAAACUGUGUGGUUUGAAAAGAGGGUUUUUAUGGGGGGAUGCAUAAGAAAUAGGGCUGGGCGAUAUGUCCUCAAAUCAAUAUCACAAUAUAUUGAUCAGUUCACCUCGAUAACGAUAAAUGGACGAUAACUACUCCACAAGCUGCUCACCCCCUCCCACAUUAACUUCAUCUACUUCAGCCACUACAACUUUUGAACCGUCCUCCAUCUCCUCACCCGUCUUUCCCUCUUUGUUACCGACUGGAUGGGGUGGAGUCACGUCUCUGAUGUAGGACAGCGUCUUAAAGGGACAUGAGACCAUAGCCUACCUACAAACAUCCACAACCAACCUUUAUUUAUAUAUUUUUUUGACACCGAAUAUAUUGACACGGGCAAAAUGACGUUGGUAAAUGUUUCGGUUUCUCACCCAGCCCUAAUAAGAAACUGAGUCUGUGAUUUUGAAGCCCUUCAAAUAAUCUUUUGGGAAACAAGAUGAAACCCAAAGUUGUUUUGUAAAUUUUCACAGUUCAAUUUGUACUCCAUGAUCAUUAUUUUGCAGUGUUCUCAGGCGUUUGAUAAGGGAUACCGGCCUAUUGAGAAACACUGUCCCUGAAAUCUGUCUGCAGCCAAAGAAUUCAUAACAGCGUAACAGAACAAGCUUUCUUUGUUCCCACUGAACACUUUCUCAUGUUUGAGACCAAAACCUAUCAAUGGACGACAGCCUCCGCUUUCAAAAUUCAGCCGCAUGACCAUCGCAUGUUCACUUUCUGGGAUUUUUCCUCAAGAGGUCGUUUGUGUUCACACAUGUACUUGAUCCUCUUAAUAAUUUCAGGAGUUUUUUAGGAACUCUAUCUUCAUCAAUGCUGUAAUUUGAUCCUUUCACCUUCUCUGACAUGUUUACGAUGCGGCCCAGGAGCCAGGUCGUCCUCCUCGCACCUUUAUAAACAAAAGGAACCUGCAGAACCCCCAACAACUACACAAAGAGCUUUUUUGUGAAUGGUGUCGCUGUGGGAACAGUAGCUCCGAGGUGUGAAACCGAGAGAAAAAUAGAGUGCGACAAAUGGUGAGGCAGUAAAAGUUGUCUGCUCAUUAGAGAGAAAAGAGAAACAACACUGGUGCAUGUGAGCUGAGGAAGUUUGCAAAUGCUCUGACACAAAAUAAGAACGGUAAAUGAGCUUUAUUAGUCAGCUGAUCGGGAAUAUGAGGAGAGAAACAGGCUGACAAAUGUUGCAGAAAAGCUGGAGAAGUAGAGAUGAGCCCAGAGGGGACGUUGUGCAGAUUGGUGAGAUUGAGUUUGGUCUCUUUCAGACAUCAGCUGGGGUCAAGGAGGGGAGGUCCGUCCCCCUAUGCGCCAAGUCUAUCACAAGUUCUCUUUGUUCUGUCAACUUCGAUUUUCAACACACACAUUCGCUCCCACUGCUACCAUAAGGCAGCUCCAAUCUGUCGCUGCUGGCACCGGCGCAGAGCCCUCCACCGUCCCCGUCAUUCGAGCGACUUUUUUCUUCUGUACCACAGUCCUGUUGUCUGCGGCGCUGUUGGCGUGGAAAGACGAUCUGAAGUAGAAGGGUGACGAUUUGGAAAGGACUCAGCUCGGUCGAGUUGAGUAAUCGCCCAGGGAGAAAGAAAAACAGCUCAAAUGCAGGAUUUAAUCACAGAAUACCAAACACAUCUCUCUAAUAAGAGUUUGAGGAACGAUGUGUUCGGGGACCAUCAGCGUCCUGGAUCUCAUGUUUGAGUUGACAGAUGAAGAAUACAUCUACUUUUAUCCGUAUCUUUACUGCGUUAAUGUCAGUAACUUCUAAAAUUCACAUCAGAUCAGACCAUACAAAUCUGAUCUUACAUAAUUCACAGGAGCCUAUUUUUUCCCCCUCAAUCAGAAACUCCGUCUCUUUAAUAGAUUCAUUUCUGGCUUAAUCCUGUUCGCCGAAUUGUCUCAUUCAGAAUUUAUAUUAAGCACUGUCAGCAGGUCCAAUCAAUGGUGAGUCAGAGAGCAAAGAGAGACGUUAGGGGUAAUUUCCUGCUUCCUCUCCCAGUGGGCUGAGCUCAUGUUCCCUCUGAUACCAUAAAAUAGCUCACCUCACCGUAGGUCAAUGUUUAUAUCCUGCAGGAAAUGAGAUGCACAGGAGAUUCAAAGCUUCCCUCUCCCUAUUGACAAAUCUAUGCUUGUUGCAAACACAACUUUUGUAUAAAGAAGAUAAACUAAGAAGCUAUAGAGGAAAUGUGACCUUUUUAAAAUGCAUUUGUCUGGUUAAUAUCGUUCUUUCAACACUGAACGAUGUAAUUGAUGAGGCAUAUUCUUCUCACAUUGUGCAGGCCUGACCAUAACCCGCCCUGUCAUGUUGUCAUGUUGUCUUUGCAAACCGAUAUAAAGUGAGACGUGAUUCCACAACCAGGUGUGAGCUGUCCUCUUGUGAAAUAACCACUAAUGACACUGUGACACCAAGUGUGAGUUCAUCAUCAGGGCGUCACGUCAAGGCUGGUUUGAAGCUCAGUUUGUGUUCAUGUCAGGCCACCGGAUGUCGUUUUAAUCGUAUCUGAGUGUCGUUAGAGCGGGCUCAAAGUCUUGAUUUCUGUAUCAAAUGACUGUGUGCACAAACUCAUCUUUGUAGUAGAUACUGAAGACCAAGUCCUAGACCCAGAAUGAGCUCCUGAUUGUAAUUAUAUUCAAACGUAUGGCAUUUAAGUCCAAGAUCAUACUUUCUUCAGGGGCAGGAAUUUGUAUCAUGUUGUGUAAAGUGUUUUGGAUCCUAACUUCAUCAUAUCUACUGUACCGAACCAAUGUUACUAUUGUACCAUUCAGUCACAUAGCCAAUCGUAUCGUUUCUUUUCGUAUCGUUUCAUAUCAAAUUGUAUCUUUUAUCGUUCAGUAUCCUAACCAAUCCUAUAAUAUCAUAUUGUAUGGUUUCAUAUUGUAUUGUAAUGUUCAGUAUCGUAUCAUAUUGUAUUGUAUCGUAUUGUAUUAGAGUGUAUUAGACAGUAUCAUAUUGUUUAGUAUCAUAGCCAAUAGUAUCGUAUUGUAUUGUAUCAUAUCGUAUCAUAUCACAUCAUAUCGUAUUGUAUCGGGGUACAUAAAACAGUAUCGUAUCGUUCAGUAUCAUAGCCAAUCCUAUCAUAUCAUAUUGUAUGGUUUCGUAUUGUAUUGUAAUGUUCAGUAUGGUAUCAUAUCGUAUCAUAUCGUAUCGUAUCGUAUCGUAUCAUAUCAGGGUGUAUUAAACAGUAUUGUAUCAUUUAGUAUCAUAGCCAAUCUUAUCAUACCGUUUCAUAUCAUAAUGUUUCCAAUUGUAUCAUAUCGUAUUGGUCUGUAUCAGGGUGUAUUAUAUAGUGUCAUAUUGUUCAGUAUCAUACUAAAUCAGACUGUAUAGUAUCUUUCCAUAUCGUAUUGACACACAUCCUGUUGUAUUGUAUUAUAUAUUACAUGGUAUCGUAUCAUAUCUUUCUGUAUCCUAGUGUUUUAAAACAUCAAAAUGUUUCAUAUUGUAGUGCGUCAUAUAAUAACAUAAUGAUUCAUGCUGUAUCAUAACGUAACCUAACAAAUUCUACCAUAUCGAACUGCAUCAUAUCGUACUUUAUUGUAUAAUAUAGUAUUAAAUUUAUUUCACCAUACAUAUGAUGUUACAUAGUGUUUUAUACUCUGGUGUUUUGUAUAUUGUUGUAUCAUACUGUUUCAUAUGAUAUGAAGUACAUAGAAUGGUAAGUGAUAGCAUUGUAGUUUGUAUAAUACAGUAUAGUGACGUAUCAUAAGGUGUGUCUGAACAUAGUUUUUGUUAUCAUGUGUUUUAUCAUGUUGUGUCUCUGGUGUCAUAUCCUGUUGUAUUAUCAUACAGUUUAUCAUAGUGUAGUAUACUGGGUUGUGACAAAUCUCAUCUUGAUGCGGUCUUAAGUUUCAAACCAGACACCGCUCAGUACAUAGAUGUUUAACGCCUUCUUGUUACACCCUUUUAAAACAAGUUACCUCAAAGAUAAAGACUUUGUAAUAAUACCCCUUCAUGAACUCUUUGUACUGUGUUCCUGACAAACCUGUAAUGUCCCUCACUCACAUCAAGUUAACCGUGUAAGUUGGUCCAACAAGUUUUAGUUCACAAUAACAAUGAAGUCUUUUUAGAGCACCAACCUGUUUUAAUCUGAUCAGCUGUCCUCGGUAAGUGUAGGCAUGAGUGCGAGUUUACACCUUGUCUGUAUGUGUUCGGAGGAGGUGUACGUUUGACAAGCUGAUCUGAAGAGAGGCUGCUCACAACCUUUUGUUGUAUCUUUGUUGCUAUUUUUAGAGUCCUGCCCUCUUCAACUGCCGUACCUCGGCUAUUUACAGCGCUUCCCUGUAGUUUUGGCAGAGUGCUGUUGCUCUGUCAAAAGAUACAGUCUUUAUGUACUAUAAUUUAUGCGGUAUGACUCAAUUACAAAUAACUCAGUGUGUGAGCAUGAUAUUUAUGAAGCAAAAGGAGGACAGGCUGCCAAGAGAGAGACAAAUCACCACUCCAGAUUUCUGUCCACCAUUUUGAUUCAGCUGUUAUGGAAAAGGCAGAAGAUAUCGGACAUUUCUCAGACCGAUUACAAAUUUCAGAGCAUCCAUCUACUUCAGAACCAUUAACCUUGAACCGUGAUAGACAUGGAUGUCAUGUUUGAUCUCUCCUCAGGAUUACAUCCAUGGUAGAUAUGGAUGUCAUCAUAGACAUGGAUGUCACCCAUAGUUUAUUUGGAGGCGCUUUGAGGCCUCCAUCUAUCCUCACAAGGCCGCAAAGGUAAUGCCUGUCUUCAGAUCAGCUUGCAUAUUUUUUAAUAGGGGUGUCCUGAUCCGAUAUUGAUUUUGGAUAUUGGUCUGAUAUCGGCCAGAAAACAGAUAUCAGACCGAUAUCUAAAAUCUCAGAUUUCAGCACUCCGCUUUUUGCAGUCCAUUCCAGUCUCCGCUCCAGCAUUUCUAUCUAGCAGCGCCCGAAUCCGGCAGGCAGAGCCUACGUAAUCACAACAAAAGUUUGUACUGAGGUGCUAACAAAGUAGCAAGGUGUCAUAUUGGAAAUUUAAAAAAGUUGUAUUGGGACAUUCCUAUUUCUUAACCUUUGACUCGUGAAAAGUUUGGAUCAGCUUUGGACUGAGGAAUUUUUUUAAGCAUUGAGAGAUGUUUUUUUUUUUAUCUAUAUAAAAAAAAACCCAUCUUUCUUUGAUUUGGACUAAACACAACUCACCUACUCUCUUCCAGCAGCCGCUUGUUUGUAAGCGAGACCUCGGGCCGGUCCAUGACAGACUACAGCGGGGUGACGCAGCUCAAGGAAGAACAUUUACGAUCAUUACUUUAUAAUUUCCUUGAAGUAAUAAUCACCAUAUUAAUCAUUUUGCUCUGCAGACGCGGUAGUUCUUCUGCCUUAACGUCUCGGUCUGAUUGUAUUUCCAUGAAGAAAUGAUCAUAAAUGUUCUUCCUUGAGCUGCGUCACCCCACUGUAGUCUGUCAUGGACAGGUCUGAGGUCUCGCUUACAAACAAGCGGCUGCUGGAAGAGAGUAGGUGAGUUGUGUUUAGUCUCUUUGCUAAAGAAAUGAGUCAAAGUUAAAAAGAUGUUUGGUGGCUGUGACCCUAUAUGUCCUGUUGAUGAAGUUAGGUGCUGUUCUGAGCAUUAUUUGUGGCUAUAGAGUGGCGUUUUGAUUUAGGUUAGUUUAUGGCUCCUCAGACCGCUGUGUAUUACUAUCCUGCGGUCGUUACUAAAGUUGGUAUAACUUGAGUAGAGAAGCAACAUUCAUCUCUUGAGGGGGAGUCUAACUCGGUGUUACGGUGUGUUUGACCCUAAAUUAAUUUUGCGCCGGAAUGUCCCUUUAAUGAUGCUGACACUGAGCUUAAAAUAUGAAUCUGCAAGAUAGAUCAACUUUUGGACCAUCUGCUCGGUAUUUCAUAUGCAUGCAUCACAAAUCCUGAAAUAUCCCAUAUCUGCGUCUCUUGAGGCUACAGAAGAUAACAGAUCCUCCUCUCUUUCAUUCACAGGUAUGAAGGAUAGGGAGCUCUCGGAGACGUCCCAUGGGCAUGUUUGUCCUCUGGCCGUUCAGCCCGUGUGUCCCUGCUCUGCACACAGACACUCUCAGAGGGAGAAGAGAGACCGUCUAAAAAUAAACUGACUCUCACCACCAGCAGAACAACAAACCAAACCAACAAAUUCAAAAGGACAAAGAAGAGCUUCUUGUUUUCCUCUUUUACACCCUGUUUGACUCUCCCUCUUUGGUCUGUUUCUGUUCCUCCGUCCUCAUUUUGGCCUGAGAGGAGGUCAUGUCCCAGUCUGGUAAAGUCCUUCAUUUGUAUGUGGAAGUGAGGUCUGCCCCAGAUCAGAACGGAGGGAAAGGAGGGUUUGAGGAGAAAGACGAAGGGGGCGUUCAGGAACAUUCAGUCAAAGACACUCCAGCAGAACUCCUCUCUCAGCUGACAAACCAGACGAGCUGCAAGACCGCCAGCAAGACCUCCACCCCCCAACGUCUGGCUCAGGACUGCACACACACACACGGCGUAUCCCCCUCCAGGAACAGUGUUAGCUUUCAGCUCCAGCAGGGCAGCAGCUCUCCUAAAGUCAACAAGCGCUGGAGUGCACCCUGUGAUGGAGUCCACUCUCCCAAAAUGCUCUCUCCUGGAAAAGUGACUGUUCCUAAAUCAUCUCCUCACUGCCCGAGGUUCAAAGAGGGAGAGGUCAGCGAUGGUCAGCGGUCUGUGGUCACUUUUAGUUACAUCGAGAAGUCGAACGUGAAGACCAUGGACAGUCCACGCAACUCUGCACGCGAGAGAAGAACCCGGGAGGACAAAUCCAAUCCUUGUUAUUUUCGUAAAAGACUCAGCGACCCGGUUUGGUUUGGGAGUCCUGAUUCAUCGUGCAGCUCUAGUCCUAAACUGACCUUCAGAUCUCCUGGAAGUCACCAGCAGACGUUCUCUCCAGGCUUUCGCCAACCCCACUUGGACCCCAUCGGCAGGGCAGCUACCCAGAGGGCCGUGGAGGAGUUUGGCUCCCCUUUGUUGAGGAUCAAACUGGCUCACGCGCUCGAGAACAUCCCAUCUUCACGCUACAACCAACAGCCACGAUGUCAGUCCUGGGCGGGGUCCCCUGUUCAGCGUCAGAAUGUCAGGGUGAACCCCAAAAACCACGUCGCAGAGAGGAGCCAGGCUGUUUGCGGCUUUUGGAGUCCGGUAUCAGACAAGCUGUCCUCCAAAUCCAGGCAGUCUCCUCUUUGUAAACCUGAGUCCCAGAGUCCUCUUCACUGGUCAGGAGAGGACAGACCUGCAGGAGGGAGUCCAGCCAGCAGAAGACUCAUUCACAAGGCCUGUAACAGAAGCACUUCACCGCAGGGAGCAAUACUACAACUCGGCAAUAACGUUAUCGAGGGCUUGAACCAGUUAAGUGACAGUAAAUCUUCCUCUCCGACUCAGAGCCCUGAAGUCGCCCGCAGGCUCGCGGAGGAGGCCACAAAAGUCUCCUCCAUUUUCACAGAGGCGAGACGGUCCUCGUUGCACAACGCUUUGGGCGAGCCCGCGGGAGAAUCUCACACCUCAAACGCAACAAAUGCACAACAGUCUAAACAGACGCUCAAGAUGAACAUCCCUUUAAACGACCAACAGACGCCAGCAACCGACAACACUGAUUCUCACCAGCUUGAAAACUCCAGCGUUCAGUCUCAGACACAGGAAACAAACUCUCGAGUGAGUUUUGAGUCCAACCAGGUGGAGUUCAGUCAGAAACCCCGACAGCAGACCUCCAUUGUUUCAACGCCGCACAGCUCCCCCGCUAUUCCCUCACGAGUCUACCGCCCAUCUCAUCCUCCCACUGACCUCAGCUCACCCUUAAGGGAUCCAAGGUUACACCAAGCAGAACUGCGAGCACCUGAUACCCCAACUCUGCAUCGUCGUCAGCCCCCGCAGUACACUCGAGAAACCUGGACCCCCGUUGCAGACAGAGGAGACCUGAGCUGCUUUGAGAAAGGGGACUGCACUGAGCUGGCUCGGAGGCUCUGUAUCAAUCAGAGCGUCGAAGAGGCGCCGGUCAGCUGGACAUCCAGGCAGCAGUGGGGAGACCAUGAGGAAAAAAGCCCGGGUCCAAGCCCUGAGCCUGGAUCAGGGUCCGUCACAACUCAAACUACCAAUCGUCGAUCCAGUCGCCGUCGUAGGCCGCUCAGUCCCACGGCCCAGCAGAAACGUGCCGAGCAGAGACGGAGGGAGAUCCUGCUUCUGGGACCAGUCGCACUGGACUCUCCGGAUGAGGAUGAAGGCUGUGAUGAGGAGGGCGAGGGCGACGAGGUGGAUGGAUUCGGGGCGGAGCAUCAGUCAGGUCUGCAGAGGGCAGAGGAGCCUGUAGAGGGGGAGCAGAACGGGGGGAUGGGAGGGUCGUCUUCACGGAGCUCCAGUGGGGUGACGGGCAGCUUGGGCGACAGGGACUGUGUGUCCCCGGAGUCCAGUCAGUCGAGCCACCAGAGCAACGAGACCGGGGCCGCCACCUCAGGAAUACAGGUGAGCAGCAAACAGCUACAGCCCACAUUUCCCCUCCCAAAACUUUACAUAUUAAAGGUGUUGUAGUCAGGAUCUGAGGAAGUGCCAGGAGAAAUCUUAAAUGUAAAUGUAAUCCAGAAGCGUCCCCCAUCGUUUAUGUUGACCCGGCUUUUUAGCUCUUGUCCGGUCUACCUCCGUUUUAAGCGCCCGUUAUUCCUCCAGAGUCUCCGGUAUUUACUUUGUUUUAUUGCUUGUGUCGGCAGUCGUGGCCAAAGGAGGAUUCAGACAAUUUCCGAGCUUUCUGGUUGGUUUCUACUGUCCGAUAUUGUAGCACGCUAACUUUGUUUGGGGGAGCAGCGUCCGCCUCACAACCGAUCAGGUCGGGGGAGCGGGGAACGGCUUUGUUUACAGUCACAGCGAUAUCGUUAUAGAUGCCUCUUUAACGGAUUCCUGCCUACCCCACCUUUAAGCUUUUUUAGGCAUGAAACACAUAAAAAGAUUGAACAACAUUCAAAAUAACUUUUAAUGUUUUCACUGGUUUGUUGCCAAGAGGUUAUUUAGAAUUCCAGAGUCAAUCCGCGAGCUGUUAAGCUAGAUUUAGAGGUGUUAGCUUUAGCACUAGCUUAGCAUAAAUCUGGAAUUAUGGGAAACCUGCUAGCCUGGCGUGCAAUUUCAUGAGCUCAAUGUGUUAACUGUGUAAUUUCAGUGUCUAACAGAGCCAGGCUAACAGUCCCUGAUGCUCUCAGUUUUUAUGCUAAACUAAGCUAAUCCCCCUCUGGAUCAAGGUCAGGACUUCCUGCGCGUACAUCAGAGCGGUGUUGGUAACAAAGUCCAUGAAAGGAAGAUUAUUUACCAAAAUGUCUGACUUCCUUGUUAAUGCUGCACUGCAGAGCUAGUCUCUACUUUGCCAGUGUGUGUGAGAGUGUGUGUGUGUGUGUGUGUAUUUCAGACGGACAGUGGCUGUGCGGUGCCCGUGCCCUCCCUCCACUGCCAGAGGAUCGCUCGUGCCAAGUGGGAGUUUUUGUUCGGGACCCCUGCUGAGGAGGCUGCCAGCAGGGGGGAGAAAAGUGAGAGCAUGUCCACCUCAAUUUCAUCUCCUUACUGCUCUUUCAUCUCAGGCCAGAGUGGACCUUUUCUCUCCUUUUCUCCGGUCUUCACAAGAAAAUAUGACAGAGGAGCCUGAAAGAAAUGCUUAAUCUGGAUAAGUUUAAUAGCGGCCUGUCAGUGUGUGUAAUUUCUUCAGUGAUACUUCAUCCCGUGUGUCUUAUCUGGUAGAAAGGUGAAGCAUGAGGCAAGGAAGAUCCAGCUCAGCUCUGCACCAGGAUCAGAUCUGAGCACUGAAACUGAAUCUGUGAAAGUCUAAUAGUCUUAUUAACAUCAGUAAAAAUGUUGGUAACGCUUUCUUUUACGGUACACUUAUUACCAGGUAAUUGACAGGUAAUUACCUAGGAACAACAUGAAAUUAUAUGGUAAUUAUGGUAAAAAGCUAUUUGGGGUUCUUAUUUUCUAUGAUUGAAACUUGAUACAGCCUAUGGGUUUGCGAAGAUUGCGUAGCGAUACGCUGUUUGAGCCGACAAUGCGUACAAUUCUACUGCGCAAGUGGUGGUUCCAGGAAGCGGAGAAAAUCCUGGAAAUACCAGAGCAAUUCGGCUUCAAAUUAGUAUGAUGAUGGAAGGUUACCUACCUUGAAGCUAGACAGUAUUGACGUAGUAGUUAUCAUGUAAUUACCAGAUAAUGUCAUGUUGUUACUAGGUAAUUACCUGUUAAUUACCUGGUGAUAAGUGUACCGUAAAAGAAAGCGUUACCAAAAUGUUAAUUGGCUGUGCUCAGAGAUGCUUCAUAGAUGACAGGAGUGAUGCGUGUUUUCAGUCUGUCAGAGCCUGUAUGACCUCUCUGAAUAUCAUAAUCAUGUUCUGUAAAAUGUGUCUGAUUCAGAAAGACUUAAAACAACAAUACGAUCAUCAGCUGAAGAAUAAGACGGCUGAUGUGAUAAUAAAUGCCGCUCUCAGACCUCUUCACUAAAAAUAGUCAGCCUUAAUUUGGUCUGACCCAAAGGGAAGGGCUGCGCUCUGAUGAUCAGUUCGUGCCUUUAAUUACAAAGUGAACUAUAAAAGUGGAAGAUAUAUAAAUAUAUAUGAUAAAUAAGACCAAGAUAAAUACAGAAUUAAAGUUAGAUUUUUGUAAAUUCAAGGAUUGAACCUACAUGAAAAUUUGGAUGUAGAUAUUUAUAGAUAGAUAGAUAGAUAGAUAGAUAUGUGCAUACAUACAGUACAUAUAUAUAUAUUAAUAAAUAAGUAUGAUUAUGGUUAAAUGUAUCAUUAAAAGCGAUGUUUAUAGACAUGUAGAUAAGAUACAUAUACAAUGAUGCUAGACUCUAUUUGUAGAUUUAGAUAUAGAAAUAGAUAUGAAAUAUAGGUAUAUACAGAUACAUACGUACAUAAGUAUAUAGACAGAUAUAGAUUCAUAGAUAUGGGUUUAUAGAUAUAUAUUUACUAAUGGAAAGAUAGAAACCUACAUAGAAUGAUGAAUGUAGAUACAGAAUUAUUAAUCAGAUAGAUAGAUAGAUAUACACACAUAUAGAUAUUUAGAUAAAUACACAAAUGUAUAAAUGUAUUAUACAUACAGACACGUUGACACGUUGUUUAGAUACAUAUAAGAUGUAGAUAAAAUAGGUAUAUAGUCAGAUAGACAAAUAUAGAUUUAUAGAUUUUAGAUGUAGACUUUUACAGAUCUCUCUCUCUUUCUAUAUAUAUUUGUGAUAACAUAAUACUGCCUUUCCCUUCAGAUUCUCUGGAAACCUCCACAGCUCCUCCCAGUGGAAACUCCAGUGAGUCUCCCACCCCGACUCCCCCUUCCUCUCUACCUUUGCUCUCAGCCAAUCAUGAGGUCCAGCACGUGGAGGUAGAGCUGGUGACUCCUCCCCCAGCCGUUAUCGGGACUUCACCCAAAACCGGCAUCAUCAGGCGCACCUUAAAGUACUCAGAAACCGACCUGGACGCGGUUCCUCUUCGCUGCUACAGAGAGACGGACAUCGACGAGGUGCUGCUGGCUGAGCAGGAGGACGCGGACUCCGCGUUUGGGAGUAACCGCAGCGUUCAGGGCACCUCAGGGACAGGAAGCAGCCCGCUGGGAGGUCGGGUAAAGACGAACGGGAAGGAGGCUGAGGAAGGAGGAGAGGAAGGGGUGGAGGAAGAGGAGGAAGAUGAUGAUGAGGAAGAAGAAGAAGAUGAGGAGGAGAUGGUGAGCUGGGCCAGUGUGAGGAUGCAAGGAGACAACAGGAAGCAGCAGUCUGCAGCUGAGGAGGAGCCGGAGGUGUUUGGACAUCUUCUGAAGAGGUGAGAAAAAACACAGAAAUGAUGUAUUAAUGCUGAUCUGUGUGAGGUCAGGGUUGAAGCUUCAGGGUGUUUAUUUCAAACUAUCUAAAAACACACAAAGUUCACCGACUCUCCGAUGGAGCAGGAUUUUCCCCUGCCCUACAUUUUGGUCUCAUUUUGGACUUCACCCAUAACCUAUUUUUCAACUAGAUCACAAACAGGUUUGGUGGCCUUCAUGCAGGAAUUAAUCACCGCUCUCUGACGUCCUCGCAUGAAUAAACUCCAGAAAAGAAAAAGUUGUGCUCCUCUCGUACAGAUGUUUCUGUUGUUAAAGUGUUUAUUAGAGGAGAGAUGUGUUCUCGCAGCGUUUGUGAAUCCCGUUCUUCUCCGUCUUUUCUGUCCAGACCGAUGGAAACGUUCUUUGACAACCAUCAUCCGGCCCUGAAGUCCCCCAUCCUGGUCUCCGGUCCUCGUCUGGCAGCAGAAGACACCUUCAGCCGCCACUUUGAGAGCAUCAUGGAGUCUCACCGCGCCAAAGGGACAUCCUACAACAGCCUGGACAGCGAGGAGCUGCUCACAUCCAGCACCCAGACUGUCCUGACCUUUGACCUCCCCACACUAACCCCCGCUAUCCACGCUCCAGUUUGCCAGAGCGCCAGGCAGAUCGUGCAGCUCAGCUUCGCCCCGCUGGCACACGAUGAGAGGCCCAGUUUGUCUGACUCUAUCUUUACGGUGACGGGGGACUCAGACGCCACCAGAGCCCCGUCCAGCGAGAGGCUGAGCAGCGGGUCGGAUGACACGCCGCACAGAGGGCAAGAGUGUGGUCAGCUGGGGAGCAGCUGGUACAGCAACCUGUCCUUUACUUUACCGAGGUGAGUUCACAACACCAAGAGAUCAGCUGUCGGGGUGAAAUCAUGAAGCUUCAGGGUCUGUUUUUUAUUUUUGCAUCUUUAAAGCCUCAAACUCUGCAAAGAGUAAAAUCUGUCAAACUUAUAUUAUCCUGGUCAACAUCACUGACAUUCUCAAGCCGAAAACAUACAGGAUCCGUAUUUAGCAUGUUUCGUAUUUGCUCCGUAGAGCAGUGCCAUCUAUCCCAUACAGGAUGCAUAUUUUGAGCGUCGCAGCAGCGUAGUUCAGCCCCGGUCAGCUGGGCUCAGUAUAGAGGAAACAACAUUCUCACAACAGGUUGUUUUUUCUUUCUGUGGUCGAUUUCCUGCUAAUGUUGAUAUAAUUCAGUGACUGUCGAGCUUCUACUGUAUGUGAAAGAGUAACGUGAUUUUACAGUUUCUGUUGUUUUUGCAGGUUUACUCGUGUUUAAUAAAGUAAACUCUGUUCCUUUAUGCUGUUACCUUCAGACAGAGUUGGGGUCCACAUGGAUCAGGGAUUGACCAUCAGAUUGUUCUGUGUUACUGAUAAAUCCACGACACCUGACGCCUGACACCAAGUUGGGAGUUCCCAUAUGGUGUUUUAUUUUGAAAUACCGGAUGACAUGCGCGGUUUUCGUGCAUGACUUCCUGUCUAGAACGAUCUUCUCUGUGUGGAUUGACGCGCGUUGGAAGCGUAGAGCAGCAAAAAUAGACUCACCGCGUAUCUUUAGCAGAGCUGCUCUCGGUACGAUGCUGCGACGGAGCUGUUACGCGUCCUGUACGCUUUGCUGCAUUGAUUAGAAUAGAAACCUAUUUGCUGCGUGAUAGGCGACGCUGCUGCCACGCUCUAAAUACAAAUCCUGUGUGUUUUAGUCUUUAGUUUGAGUUAAAUAUUUGAGAAAAUUUCUCCAAAUCAUGUGCGUCAUGAACUAAAAAUAUAUUCAUACACUUUUAAUCGGAUGUUUUCUAUCAAAUAUUUUCACUUUAGCGCUGCAUGUUACUGUCAGAUGACUGUGCAUUGUCAGAGCUCCAGUAUGAUCCAGUCAUCUGAAAUGUAAAAAACACACAAACAAUUGAAUCAUUUUAUUCAGUACAAAACUCUGCAGACACAUCACUGACGUGCAAAGACAGGUCAACAAAUCCUCACUGUUAGAUCUGCAGACACGGCGCAACAUUUGCUUCAUUAGCUACAUUUACAAGUACGUUUAACAUGUCCCGCCUUUUUUCUGCUUUGUUUUGGUCUCCACCACCUUCUGAUGGACAUGUCUGCUUCCUCAGCUGCUUAUACUGCAAAAAAUCAGAAUUAAUCAGGUGUUUUUGUCCAGAUAAACUUCUCAUUUCAAAAUAUUACCACCAAAGAGACGUGAGCUGCUUGCACUUAGUAUAAACAACUCAGAUGUUAAUUUUUACUAAUUUUAUCAUUAAGUAACAAGUUAAUCUAGACUUGUCUUGGGAAUGGGGCCUUUUUAAAGUGUAUUGAGGUAGUUUUGACCAAAAUAAAACAUUACGCCUGCUUUGUUCUGGGUUUUUGUGGCGCAAAACUCCUGUGAGGAUCUUGGCUUCAUGUUUGAGCUGAUUUGGCGCCCCCUGGUGGACAAAGCUAAACCGUUUACAGUACAAUUUUGUUUUUACUUCAGCAAAAAAAUCUGAUCUUUCUCUGUUUCAGUGGAUAAAUGUUUCAAUCACUGAGAAUUUAUGCUGAAGGAAAUGUAAAAAAAAAAAAAUAUUUAGGAAAAUCCUGAGUUGAUGGAUUUUGGCUUUAAUUCCACAUGCAAGUUAAAGUCUGCAGAAAACUCCAUGUUGGUUUUGUUCUUGGCCUCAUUUUAUUUACUUUAUUUCUACAUUUUUUAAUGCUACAGAGACGUGUCACGCAAAGAGAUGCCGUCUGUCUAUUGUGUUUGAUUACAUCCGGGUAGUAGAGCUUUAAUGUACAGUGACGGCAGCUACGGACCAGAGCUUUAUUAGUCGUGUAAAAUUAAUUCUCACACCUGACACCCGCUCAAAUAUAGCUACAUAAGAGCAGUCAAUCUUCAGCAUUAAUUAGUGUAUUUGUUUCAUAACCACUUCACAGGAGCUUUCACACUUUUCUGUGAGCUCGGACUGUCAGAAAAUGACACUUUUGGACGCUGCGUGUUUUAAAAGGAUCCAGUCUUUGUCUGUUUUUACGAUCAGAAGCAGCAAAAAAAAUCUAGAAAAUGAAAGGAUCCACAGUUCUGUUUAAACAAGAGUGAGCAGCAGUGAUUGAGUGACAUAAACAACAAGUUAGAUAAGAUCUUGAAGUGCCUUUUUUGUUGCUGUAGUCUUGAAAGAAGUGUUAAAAUUUGUUUGUUCGAAGAAUUACAUCAAAAUGUGAAUUUUACUGGGAUAAAAAGAUCGUGAGACAUUUAGACGUCCACACGUUUACACCAAAUUUAGCCAUUUUAUUCCAGGACACUGUACCAAGCCUUGACGGUGGAUGUUAAGAAGUAGUUGUGAAGUAUUCGACAGUGUUGACAGCUGACAUGCAGAUGACCUGAGCAUCAGAGCGCCAGAGAAAAUCUGGGUCAUUUUUGUUGUUGCACAAAAUAUACUUUCUUGAAACUGUUUAGCUUUUCUGUAAAUUUAAAGUAUGAUCACACAGUCAUCACCUGACACACAUAUGUCUGUCUGAUUUUAAACACAGGGCAUGCAGAUAUGUUUGUCUUAUUGACGGGGUGUUGGGAGCCGUUGUUUAUUCCUGCGUUUUAUAGUUAAAGUGAUGUUCACAGACUUGUUAUCGGCUCCUGGCUAAGGUCAGUUCCCUGUUAAAGAGCCGCUGUCAGUCUCCAGAGUGUCUGUGUCUGAGCAGAGCCGUGCUGCAGUGCUAUUCUGGAGCUCAGAGUGAAGGUCGCUACAAGGCUGUGUGUGGUUCCUCUGCUGUGUGCCAGGCUGCCGCUCUGUGUGUGUGUGUGUGUGUGUGUGUGUGAGUGUGUGUGUGAUAUGUGAUUCCAUCUGUGCAUAUCCCCAUGUCUGCAUGUAUUUAGCUGUGUGCAUGCACCUGUGUCUGUAGGUGAAUUCUGAUGUGCAUGCUGUCUUGUUUGUGUGUGUAUAGGUGUGUGUGUGUGUGUGUGUGUGUGUGUGUGUGUGUGUGUGUGUACAAGGUCCAGGCAUGUCGACAGAGCAGAUGGCUGCUGCAGACUCACCUUGACUGUGUGAGUCUCAAAGACUUUAUUUUAACUCCUCACAGACUCCCAUCUGCAGCACAGGAGACUUCAUUUCCUUUGUCUCACUGUCGCAAAUCUCCGUCCAAUCGAAACACGAGCUUUCUUAAACUCGAUAUGAAUCUGCCGAAGCGAUGGCAGAAAGCCGGGACAUCUAUAUCUCUGAUUUCUUCUUCUCCUGAGUGACAGUGAGGUAGACCAGCUCUGGAGAUGUCAUCCUAACUUAGUGUGACAGCACUGCAGAGGCAGUGACUGCACCGAGUUACCGUGCUGCUUUCACCACAAGGUGGCAGAAGAGGACAGCAGUUACUCUGUCAAGAGUUUUUCAAUGAGAGUGCAAACAAACAGAGGUGCUGUAUUUCUGUGAAGGUAAAACUGAAGACUCCAUGAAGCUGCAGAAAUACUUAGGUUGAAGUACAGAUACUUACAAGACACUAAGGAUGUAGUACAAGUACUUAUUAAACUUCUUUGCUAAAUAAAAAUAGUCCAGUAAAACAGAUUUGUUUCUACAUCUCAUAUUUGGAAGACAUGCAAACUUUAAUCAUCGUCUAAAUAAAACCUUUUGGAGAAAAUUGUAAACAUUAAAUAGGCUUGAAUUAAAGGUACAGUAAGUAGUAUUUAGCUGCAUUUGUCAGAACAGACUCGUAUAUAUGUUCCUAAACAUGAUUAAAUUAGGAUUUAACUUCAUGAUUAUAAAAAUCUUUUAUUUUUGUCAACUAAGACCGAGCAUCUUAAAUCAGGAAAGAAGAGGGUACCUUUCCAUGAAGCCGUUUUUCUACGGUAGCAAAGAAGGGACAAACUAGUAUCAUAUGCUUUUUUGUGACUGGCUGUGUGAAAUGUGUGAAACACUUGAAAGCUAAAGAAGAGGAAGAAAGUGGUUGUUGAGGGUCAUACUUAAGAUGCAUCUCAAGAGCUUUUUGUCCUUAAAGGCCACCAUCACUUCACCGGCAUGAGGGGUGAGCAAGGGGGCAUUUCAAUCGAGAACCUGAACCCAUUUCUACACACUGUACCGUUAAUAGGAAACAACACAGUAGAUGACCUGCUGACCUGACCCCUUAAUAAAAAAUAAACAUUUGACUACAGAAUAUACAUAUUUAGAUAAGAACACGUAUCUAAAUAUGGACUCUGCAGGACAGAGACACUUGUUUAUUAUGUCCACUUGGGGUCAAACUUCACUUUAAAACGACUCUUUAAAGGACAAAAAUAAAGGAACUUUCCCUUUAAGACAAAACUGACGGAGCAGAAAGUGAAGAUAUUUGAAGGGUGAAGCUGAAAGGCGUCAGCAAAAUAAACACUCAGGUAACGUAUGGGUUACAGAUUUCACUUUGUAACGCCUCAUCUCUGAGCACGGCAGAGUUCAGAGCAGCUAAAAAGAGACACGUCAUUCAGUCUGAAGUUUCAGUGUUGAAUUCAUGGAUUCUCCUUUAAAGGUUAACCAGGGCGGCUUCAUUCUUCCUUUCUUUUCACCCCUUUUGUGUGUCUUUUAAACACAAACUCACAGUGUUGUCUCUCCGCCUCCUGAUAAAGCUCUUCAUAUGAGAACCAAAUCGCGCUGGGCUGGCUCAGGUAAAUGUUUGCUCUGCGCUGAUCUUAUCUUGGUUUUUAUAACCGGCCCAAACUCUGGCAGCCCUGGAGCUGAGGAAUCCGGGAGCGAGACGACCGGACAAAUAUUUCUGAGGGCUUGUCCAUACUUUGAUAAAAGUUGGAAUUUCAGCCCUCUCCUCCUCCUCCUCCUCCUCCUCUUCCCCGAGCAUCAGCCUUUUCAGAUGCUCUGUGCCAUUAGACAGUGGCUCAUUGUGCAGGGCUGCCCAGUGGACUGAGAGGGGGUGUAAUUAUGUGAGGGAUACCGUUAAAGCAGAGGCUGACACCGGUGAAUUCUCCCAGGACCUCUCUGCAUUGUGCCGGCUCUUCGCAAAACAAUACGAACAGGUGGCGCGGCCUAAACCGGAGCGAUUAUGAAAGCUGCUGCAGGCCCUGAUGUGAGCGUGUGCUGUAAACAGACUCCACAGACGCAGACAAAAGGCCAACUUUUUAUUCCUCUGGGCAGUUUAGAGGCACACACCCAGGAGAUAUCCCUGCGAGUUCACACCUGACACCUCCUAUCUUUGUUUUCUCCGGAGGUGAGACCACAAACACGGUCGGCAGGAAUGCGUACAACACCCAGAGGAUGCACAAACCGAGCGUGUGUAAUUGGAGAAAGAGGGGGAACGAAUGAGUGAGGGAGGGGAGUUUUAGGCUACGGACAAGCCAAGUUUCAUGCCAUGCUUCGAAUCCAAGGUCAGUGGGGGACAGUGAGCGUUUACACAGUGGAACAGGGCGGGAGAAAGAGGGAGGGAGGGAGGGAGGGAGGGAGGGAGGGAGGGAACAGAAACAAACAGACUCAGAGGGAAAAAGAUAGAGGAGGAGAGGCAUUGCAGGACAAACAGCUCUUUUACUUUGGGGGGGGGGGCAGGAACCUCGCUGUGAAGAUCAAAUGACAGCAAACACAGAGGGAGAGUGAGAAAGGGGGACUCGGGAAGUCUCAGUCAGACUCUGGGAGCGAGAAGACCGAGCAGAGGAAUGUCGGGCCUGUUCAGAGCCAGUUCAGGUGUGCUUUAGCUCGCACUAAAGACGGACGGUGAUGCGUUCAGGUGCCCAGACCAGGAGGAGAGGAGGAGGAGGAGGAGGAGGUGGAGGAGGAGGAGGAGGUGGGGUGGUGGUGCAUGCUGGCAGUCGAAGGCGAGGUGUCCAUCAGGGGACGGCAGUGAGGACGCCGUCUGUCUUCUGCUGUAACGGCUCCUCUGCAGUCGGAGAGGAGAGGUUUUUGUCAAUGAGGCGGUCUUGUCACAGGUACGUCCCCUCACAGGAAGUGGUUUUUCCUGAGGGUUCGAAUGUCACAUUUGGACAGACGGAGCUCCGAGAUUCAUCAGACUGAGUUUAUCUGUUUAUUUUCUCCUUCUUUGUGGAAACAGAGCAGACCUUUUACAGCAAACUGAAGGACUUUUAAUUCUGUAAUAUCAAAAAUAGUGUUUGUUUUGUUCUUGUCUCGGUUUAAACUGUAAAAACAGGAGCCCCCCUCAUACAGCCUCACUUCUGUUAAAUCGAUGGUUUGUGAAUCAUUUGAAGCUGUUAUUUGGUCAAAAAUAGUACAAAGUUUACCACUGUGAUGAAACUCCUCUACUUUUAACAACUCUUUAAAUGUUUGAGAACGGUGGAGACCCGUUUCUGAAGUCGUCUGAAGAGUUCAGGGACGAUUUUUGUGUCAUGAUGUGUCAAAUGUUUUCAUUCAGUGACAAGCCCAGACUGCAGACAGGCCAGUUAAACAUGUGGACCCUUCUACUUCAGAGCCAUACCGUCUCCUGUCAUGAUCAGCUGAUGUUCUGCGGGCUGAGUUUGACUCUCGUGUCUGGACUGAACGUUUAUCUCAUGUGUUCACUGACGCUGGUGUUUGGAGGUGAUUUUGAUCCAGUUUCUGUGUUUCCUCUGAACUUUGUGAACCCAGAGUCGUUCAUCCAGCCCUCUGAACUCUCCUCCAGCGCCCGCUUGUGUUGUUAAUCGCUGUUUGCUCUGAUGUGGUUUCGUCUGACUCACGUACAGUAUGAAGAUGUGUAAGUGUGGGAAGCUGCCGAGCUCGGGGGGACUGUGGGUUUUCUUGGCUUGUCCCUCAUGCUGAGAAAUCCAAAUGAGAGCUCUUCUUGUUCAGGAAGUGUUUUCAGCUCUCAGCUGUUGGGCCGCUGUUGUUUUCUCCGGAUGGCCGGCGUGACCAGAAUGGACACUCAGCUCUUGACAAAUGUCAGGGUCUUAUUGAAUUCUAAGUAUCUGAACCCGGAGACCUCGUUCCUGUCAUCCGUGUUCGAACAGGAGCUGGAAAGAAACUCUCUUUUAGCUCCGAGUGACAUAACACGCUUAAAUUAUUAUCAGAGAGUCACUCAGAUGUAAUAAGUUUUGCACUUCUGAACUGGCUCAUGCUUUGAAGGGGCUUAAUGAGGGAGUGAUAACAGAGACGGCUGGAGAAAGUGGAGAUUUGUGUGCAGUUAUUAGAGAGUAUAAUCCUGUGGAGUGUUUGGAUAUUUCACUGUAGACUGUUUGCAUGUUUUCUCUCAUGGUCUAAACUGAAUAACCACAAAAUACUAGCUCUGUUUACUACAAUCCUUCACAUUUGUGUCACCUAUUUCCCUCUUUUACACCUCUUCAUUUUCCUGCCUCUCUUCAUUCCACUUUUCAGCACGAUCAGCGCUGCAGAGAUCAUCUAUUUGCAUUAUUAAAUUACUGAUUUACUGACGAUGUUCGUUUUUAUUAUCUCUCUCAUUCUUUCUUCCUCCUCUUUCCUUUUCAAUUAUUCACCGAUCCUGCCCCGCCUCCCUCUCAAUAAGCUCUAAAUGUUCCUUCACCAUCUUUUCCAGUCCUUCAGACAUCCUUUCAGUCUGUUUGUGUCUGAUUUUUUUAACAGCCGCACAUCUCCGCUGUCUACGCGCUCUCUCAGCAGGGACAAGGCUCGUCUGGCGACGGAUUCUGAGCUGGACCAGGACCUCAGUGACCGGCUCGGUCUGGGGAGCAGCGACACCCUCACCAACGGCAGCAACCGCGCUGACGUGGCCGCCGCCAAACGUCUGGCCAAGCGUCUCUUUAACCUUGAUGGCUUCAGGAAGUCUGAUGUGGCUCGACACCUCAGCAAAAAGUGAGUUGAAGGAGAUGUAUUGUUGUUGUUACAAAGUUUGGACACCCCGAAAUCUUGGACCUGAGGCUCACAGACGUGUUUUAUUUAAGUUCAUACAAACGUACCAACAAACAGCUUUGAACGCCACAGGAAUGAACUUUAAUAAACGACCACUGCUGCUCUAAAACACGUGUACACGUCUAAAACACACUGAUGUUUUUUUAAUGAAUGAAGUCCACUCGUGCAGCUUCACUCUCAUGGAUUCGUACCUGUGCCCCCUGUGACGGCUGUGUUUCAGCAGAUCUACAUUCUUCCCACACUGCUGCAGGAUCAGCCCGUCAGUCUGUCAGCUGCUCCUCGUACUGAUGAGAAAGAAUUUGGGAUUAAAGGGUUUCCUCACUUUCUGAAGGAUGGACUCUGUGAAUUUUCUUUUUCCUGGCCUUGAGUCUGAAUCUCCAGCUGACGCUCUGUCCACACACACACACACACACACACACACACACACACACACACACACACACACUGACUGACAGAUCAAACUGAGGCCGUUCGCUGAGCUCAGGAAACGUUUGAGUGUCUGAUUGACAUUUUGUGCUCAUAUUGUCAGUUUCAUCCUGUUUUUUUUUCCCCCUCUUUUUUUGUCUCCAUCCACAGCAACGAUUUCAGCCGUAUGGUAGCAGAAGAGUAUCUGAGCUUCUUCAACUUCACAGGCCUCACUUUGGACCAAGCUCUGAGGUGAGAACAUGAAGAAAAAAUACACUUUCAAAUACUUCAGAUUACUUAUUUCUAUCACAACGUUCAUGUAAAACCAGUGAAGGCAGCUUUACAUACAAAUACUGUUAGAUAGAAGCAUUAAUAUUGACAGUAAACAGGGGAAAGACUUUAGUGUUAAAUACUGCCCUCCUGUGGGCAGCUUUGGACUUGCAUGUACAGUAAAAAAACAUCAUGUACAGUGAUUUAUUGUGGGCACUUUGUGUACCUUUUUAAAACUGAAGUUCAAACUGUAUUUCUUGUGUUUCAGUUUUGCCGUCUUAAAUAUUUUAGGUCUGAAUUUCAUCUGUUUUAACUCCACUGGACUUUAUUUAUACAUACAGAACAUUUCAUAGACUUUAUUGAUCACUGAAGGGAAGCUGGAUAUUUUAAGGUUUUAAUUUAAAAUAAACAAAAGAAAAGGUCGAUAAAAUAAAAAGUUCUCUUUUAUUUCUUCACAAUAAAUGAUUAUUUUGGCUGUCAGAAGUUUGCAGGAUGAGAUUAAGAUGCUAAGAGGACAAGAUAGGCAGAGACAGUUUAGUCCACAGGGGGCGCCAAAUUUGACACAAACUAAAAAAUCAGUCUAAAAAGUCUUUAAAAUUUCUCCAAAUUGAAUGUUGCCUUUUUAAGAUAGUAAACCAUCAGGUCAUUUUUUGUUUUUAUAGUCAAAUAGGAACUAUUUUAAGUCUGCACCUGUCGACUCAGAACGCACAGUUUGAAAUGCACAUGCAAAAAGAUCAGUAUUAUACCCUAGGAACAUAUAUGAUUCAUUCAUAACAUGAAAAACAAAUACAUAUAAACCUUAAAUGACAUGAUCUGUGAACGUUUUCCAUCUGUUUCUGCUGAUUACCUUCAAUCACAUAAAAAUAAUAAUAAUCAAAAAUGUUUAUUCAAUACAGCCAGACUGUUACCACAGAGUUACAUAACUUCAAGAUGUUUUUACAUCUUAAUGAGAACAAAGAGAUGAUCCACAGCCGUGUAAUCCUGCGUAUUAACCUCUUUAUUAGUCAUUGUUUUUGAUCAGUAGCUGCUUUUUGGACAUUUCUGGUGGAUCAAAAUGCUGAUUUCAGUUUUAAAACAGUCACUUUUAACACAUAAUAGAUGAGUACGUGUUAAAGAUCUGCUGACCGUCUGAGUGUGUUUGUGUCUGCAGGACUUUCCUCAGGCAGUUCGCCCUGGUGGGGGAGACUCAGGAGAGGGAGAGGGUGCUGUCACACUUCUCUAAGCGUUAUUUGGACUGCAACCCAAGAGUCAUACCAUCAGAGGGUGAGGACUGCAGAGAAGCGUUUCCGAGCACCAGCAUUGAAAAAAGAAAAAGAAAAAACGGAGAAAGCAAUAUCCGCCCCUGAACAUUAAAUACUCUGGAGCCAUAUUUAAAGAGCCAGUCAUCCAUAUUUUAUAAUAAAGAUGUAAAAGCAGUGUGUUCUGUGAGAGCUUUCACCUGAAUCCUGCAGCUCUCUUUGGUUACACUCAGCUUUUUUAUCGAUUUUGUGCUGGCAGUUUAGUUUUUCACCCCUCUGUUCGCGCUCAGUGCUCUCAUGAGGUUGUUUUUGGCCACAGCAGGCGGCUUGUUUCAGAGAACGAGCUCUAAAACCUUCGCUGUAUACUAUCUGUCAAAAGCAAACAGCAGACUGGCACAUUGAGAGACAACCUGAGGAGGAUUUAGCUGCUGGUGGACUAAAAAUAUCACUCUGGAGUUGAUAGAGACCGAAACUUGAGUUCGCAGCUUUGUAAAUGAUAAACAUGUAGAAGGUAAAGUUUGCAGAGUUAGCCAAGUAAAAAAAAAAGAUGUAUCAGUGCUGUUUCCAUGGCUAAAACUUGUAUUUUCACUACUGCAGUGAAAAGGAAGGAUGUUUUAACUUAAUUUACUCUAAAACUGAUGUACCUGCCGGACAUUGGCGAAUUGAAAAUUGUCUGAGUUUUGUGAGUGAUGUAUCCUUGAACUGUUACACAAAAAUAACCACAAAACUGACCGUUUUAAAGCGAAAAAGAUCAUAACAAGAACUAAAACCAUAACACACAAAUCAGGGGGAACCACUGAACAUUGAAAACAGAACUUUUGUAAAUAAAAGCAGAUAGGUGUGUUCAUAAAAGCUAAACUAUAGGGGACCCAGUAUGGAGCCUUGUGGAACACCAUACUGUAUAUCCUAUAUACUGCAUUGUAUGUUGGGUUCAUUAUGCUCAAUCAUGAUCAGUAAUGCAAUGAAAUUUAAGCUCAGUUGUUAACAUAAAUAAGGUUUUUUUUCUGUAGGAUGUAAAACAAGUUAGUUUCUUAGUUAGUGUCUGGUGUCUGAAAAAGACGGUUUAGGAAAUCUAAAUUUCGCUGGAGUGAUUGCUAGUAGCUAACAUUAAUCAAUACCAGCUCUGUUUAACAUUUAAAAGCUUUUUAAUUGUCCAUUAUUGUCUAUUGACAUCAUCCGCCAGACAAAACCGGAAUUAAAAAAUGUAAUUUUUAAACAUCUGUACAGUUCUAGUUAUUUUUAUUUUUUGUCUCUUUUUCUGCUUUUGUACAAUAGCAGCUGUGCUAGCUUGGAAAAGCUUACAAUUAAGACAAUUCAGUACAGAUAUUAGGAGAACAUCAGUUUUUAUUUACAUUUAAUAGUUUUUAUUUUGUUUGAGGUUUCAUUUUGAUGAAUAAGCUAAUGCUGGUUUUGUGUUUUUACCCUUUAGAUGCAGUUCACACUCUCACCUGUGCCCUGAUGCUGCUGAACACAGAUCUACAUGGACAAGUGAGUCAAAUCUAAAAAUAGAUGAACAUUUUCUGUGUUUGGAGUUUUGUACGACAUGUUAAAGGAUGUUAGCCUCUGGACUGUGCGGUCCCUUAUGUUUAACUUUUGAGUUUGGGGAGUGUAAGACCGAUCAUGGUCUGAUCCGGGUCUGCAGUCCUUCUCUCUGAGCCUCUUUCACCAUCAUUAAUCUGCUCCUAUUAUAAUCAGAGCUUCUUCUGCAAAUCUGAGCGAUUGUUCGCUCUCCUCGCUGACAGUUCAGCUCUCUCACCAUCUUCAUCAUUGUGAUCACAGUUACAGGCUGUGACUUUUUAUUUUUAAGCUUCACUUCAGUGAUCGUUUCUGAAGUUAUGAAAAAACCCUGUGAAUGUGCCUGAGCCCGUUACAACAUGAAGAAACGGCUUCUUUUUAGAGACCAACGGUACAAAGUUUGACUGGAGAAAAAAAGCAAAAUAAUUAAUUUCCCUUUUUUCUGAAAAUGUCUGAAACAAUUCUGAUGUUCACAGAAUAUUUUGGUAUUAUGAUUUUAGUUUAUGAAGGACUUCUUGAAGAGUAUCUUUAUUUUAUAACAAGCCCACAGUUUUUUAAUUGUCUUUUUGUAGAGAAAUGAAUCUUGGUCUCAAGAAUAUGAAUUAAUGCGUCAACAUAACCAGAUAUAAAGAGUCUGAAAAUAGAUCUUUAAACAUAUUUUUAAUUUGAUGCAAAAAUGAAACUGUAUAUUCUGAAUUAUUUUGCACUCAACAGCCUCUAUUCUAUAUUAUUGUACAUCUUCGUUAAAUACUCGAUUCUAAUUGGUCGAUAGCCGUCUCAACGGCAACAGUCUGUUACUCCUUAACUUCCCUGUUGCCAUGGAUACAGCUGUAAUCACACGCAGUGGUGGUCUAACUGCAGUUGUAACAUCUGCUGAAAUAACAGGUGGUUGGAUCGAUUUCAGUUUGUUUACUGCAGGAAAAAAAGAAAAGAGACAAAUGCCGCGGAGAAAAAGUUUUAUCUUGUCACAAUAUUCUGGUAUUAACGAUAAUUGUCGACUGAAAAAAGUAAAAUAUUGAUAUUGUGUUUAAAAUGAACAAAUAGUAACGCUGUGACUAAACAGUAGUGGUCCUUUAUGCUGGUCGCCACACGUCUCUAAAUGGGGAAUAGAUGAAGAAGUAACGGACUGCCAGUGAGCUAGCUUUAGCUUUAGCAGCCGUCUCAGAGAUGAUUUAUUCAAGAUUUAUUUAUUUUGAGUCAAAAAACAACGUCAGGUUACUAAUCAUUUAAACAGCUUCACUUUCUAACUGCUACUUUUACUGUUACUUCAAAAUAAAAGCAUGUUUAUAAACACGGGAUAUACAGAUAGAAGAUAGAACAAAAUAUCAAAAUAAAAGCAUGACAUAGAAUAGUUUAUCGAGGAGAUGUCUCUCAGUUUGUGGAGAAUCGUCAAUUUGAAUAUAAUUCGACAUGAAUGAUGACAUUUAAGUUCACUACUGUCUAUUUACUGUAAAAUAUUGUGUUAGUUUUCUUUUCUUUUUUGUAUUUUGGAUGUAAAGAAAUAAACACAAACAUUUAAAGUCAAAUAUCGAGGGAAGGAAGUUGAUAAGAUUUUGUCGAUAUCAAUGCCAUUAUUGAUUCUGCUUAUCGAUUCAGUUCCUUAACGAAUCCCUUAUCCGUGCCUUUCUUUGAUUUAAAAAAAAACAUAUACUUUGGUUUUCACCUUUAACUCAAAAUUGUAUUGAGUCUCUGAUAACAGUAGUCUAAAAAUAAUCAAACGACAAACUAUUAGUACAGCGUUUACUUCAGUCGGUAGUAAGUCAAACUAGGGUGACCAUAUUCUGGAUCCCCAAAAAGAGGACAUUACUGAGCAGUGUCGCACGCAAAAUUUCAAGGGUUUUGACGUGCUUCUGACUCAGUUAGUCCAAGUCUGCCAUGCAUUGUGCUUAUGUUAACACAGGACAUGCGUACCUUCCAUGCCGUUGCUGAAAAGAAUCAUUAAGAUGAAAUGUAAACGAUGUCGACGGAUUGAACCAUUCGGAACCGAUUCUCAACAAGAACCGGUUCUCGACUCCCAUCCCUACAAAUAUCUCUCCUCCUUGGACAGCUGGUAUCAGAAAAAGAGAAUAAGGAGGUGUUAAAAUGAACUAAAAGUGAAUUUAUAUUUCUCUUUUUUUUUUUUCAAGAAUAUUGGCAAGAGGAUGUCGUGCACGCAGUUCAUCUGCAACCUGGAGGGACUGAACGACGGCCAAGAUUUUCACAAGGAUCUGCUCAAAGUAAGCUCCUGUCGGGUCUAAAAUAGCGCACACAUACAUGCACAUGCUGUCACAUUCAGACCCACCGUCCCAAAUGUGAGCGAGCAGCUCUUGCCAGCAUUGUAUUGUCCCUCAGAUCUGUGCGACUGAGCCUGGCUGUCUGGCCCGCGCUCAGUGCCAGCUGGCGUUCGCCUCGUCUCCGGGGGCCUCCAAUCAGAGUCCUGCCUGGGCUCCUGGACUUCCCGGUGCUCUUGGGCUGGAAGACUUAUUGUUAUGUGAUUUGGAGACACAGCGAACGAGACCCAGUGGCCCUCUGGGUAUCUGCGUGUGACUACAGCAGCAUUAGCUUCGGCUAUUAGCGAAUCGCAGUCAAGUUUGGUAGCAAAAGAUCGUGAUCCAUCAGACAGGGUUCAGACGGAGGCCUGGGGCCGCGUGAUGUGGCGAAAUAACCCAAUCAGCGGGGCGGCCUGUCCAUUCGCUCUCCUAAUGAUGAUGCUGUUGAUUAGUUUUGUCUGCAGAGCGGUCCGUCAGCGUGCCACAGAGCCCCAGAGUGCGAGUCAACAGGUUGUAAUGGGGUUUUUAUAAUGCAUGAGGGAAAGAGAGGCCACGGCGUCCACAGCGAUGACGGGAAUGAAUUCACAAAUGAAAAGCUGCGUGUUACUGAGUCCAUCCUGAGGCCAUGUGACCGGCAGCCAUGCUAGGUCUUGUAGACCUGCACUGGCUGUUUUAUUCAUGCUUUUUUAUGGAUCCAGGAGCAGCCCCUCUUUUUAAUCAUGCUGAGAUCUUUUAUCCUCUUUCUCUCUCAUUGAGACUCUCCUCUUCCUCUUCCUCUCCCUCCAGCGACUCUCUCUAUUCUCUCACUCUGUUGUUCUCUGAUUCUCUAAAUGUUCAGACUGCCGCUCUCUCUGGCUCCUUAUCGUCGCUCUGUUAAGCUCUGGUGGAGUUUAAUGUCUUAUCUCUGGACUGUGUCUCUCUCUGCUAACUUUAUCUGCUCUCUUUAACCUCCACCCAGUCCUGCUCUCUUUUCUUUUCUUCUUUUCGCUCUUUCCUAUAAAUCUUUGUUCCCCUCCUUUCAUUUCCUGCACGGUGUUUAUUAACUAUUCAUAUUUCCAUCACUGAGUUAAUUUUUCAUGAGCAUUUUUCAAAAGUUUUCCUAAUUUGUUUCAAGCUAUUGAUUUGUUGAAAUGUCAAUGAUGAAGUUUUAAUGGGAGUGCAAGAACCUGCAGUUCUUUAAGCGUCCACUUGAGGGUGUCCUCAAAAGAGGAAGAAACCCAUGAGAAAGUUUCCCAGCAGGAUUAAUCAUGUUUUCAGAUCUUUAUGCCUCACUUAUUUAUUCAGGAGGACUGUACAGAAGCGUACCUUUUUGUCCAUUUCUAAAACAUAAAGAUUAAAUCCUCAUUUAUGCUCUUUUAUAAGUGUAUGAACACAGUCUGAGCCUUCUGCCUCUGCUUUAUGGUCACGGCCUCUGCAUAUUUGCACAUUUUCUGGAAGCUUUCAGAUGUGGAAACACUGCAGUACCGCCAAAAAACAUGGGGGCAGCGUUGAGCUCUUUAGUUCAAACCAGACCAACUAAACAUUGUGAAGAAGAAUACUUCGAUUUGUGUUGAACACCAAGUGUUAUGUUCUUCCUUUAACUGCGUCACCCCACUGUAGUCCGUAAUGGACUGGCCGGAGGUAUCGCUACAAACAAGCGGCUGCUGGAAGAGAGUAGGUGAGUUGUGUUUAGUCACUUUGCUAAAGCUAAAAAGAUGUUUGGUGGCUAGUACUUUGGCUAGGAUCCUUUAUGUACUGUUGAUGAAGUUAGGUGCUGUUCUGAGCAUUAUUUGUGGUUAUAGAGUGGCGUUUUGGUUGAGGUUUGUUUAUGGCUCCUCAGACCGCUGUGUAUUGCUAUCGUGCGGUCGUUACUGAAGUUGGUUUAACUAGAGAAGCAAGCAGUCGGCAACAUUCAUCUCUUGACGGGGUGUCUAACUCUGUGUGUGUUUGACCCUUGAUUAAUUUUACGCUGAAAUAUCUCUUUAAGAUUUUUCUGACGCUUUUCUACUGUAAUUCAGAAACAUGACAGUGGGUGGAGCAGAAAACCAAGGCCAUCCACUUUUAGGACUUUAACUUCUGUACAUGGGACACACGAUUUACCACGAAGCCUAAAAACACAGAGUCUCCAGCUAAAUAACCUCAGACUGGUUAGCAAAUGUGAGCAGAACAAAGAGGGUUUGGACCUCCAACACCGAACAAAUCUGAGUUGGGAAAAUUCAUUAUCAUAUUACAGUGGCCCAGUUUUUGGGGUUAAGUCAAAAUAGAAGUGGAAAGAGAGGAGGUGAAAGACAUCCUGUGUAGUGCCGUCCUUUUUUAAAAUCCAAAUUUAGAGCCUUCAAUCGAACUUUGGGGAGAAGUUUGUGUUCAAACUGUAAUUAGUCUGUCGAAUUAAGCCAUCUGGAGUAGCUUGAUCCAGCAGAGGAUGCUUUUGUCGUAACCUGACCAUCGCAUAGCACUCUUGAUGAUUUUGAUAAAUUUCUACAAAAAUGAAGGACGUUCGCUGCAAUCAAAGUCAUCCUAAGCAGAUUUGAGAAGUGGUUUGUGAAAGUGAGGUAAAAGACAAAGAUAGGGAUGUACGCAGACUCUACCAAUCAGCUGUCUUACAGGUCUGCAGGCUCACCUGUGAGGGAGCAGAGGACUCUGUGCAGCAGGUAAUAUUAAAAGGAGGGCUGCACUCAGUCCUGAUCGAAUCGUAGACUUGUGAUGUCGUUGUACCCUUUAGGUUUCCAGCUGGUUGUUGGUAAAUAUAUCGUCUUCUUCCUUUCUUUGACAUUUUCUGUUUUUGAGCAUCAGCGUGUCGUCUACCCUCAUCUCAUUUAGAGCAAUCAGCUGAUGGAACAGAAAGUCAGACCAGCAACGAGCUCUGUAAUAUCAUUGACGAUAAAAAGUCUGAGGUUGCCAAGCUUACAGUAACUGCAACUUGUCUUAAUUUGCAUCUGCUCUGAAAUGUGUAAAUCUCUGUGGUUUCUUUUGUUGUUGCAGCCUGUUGUGUGAAGGUUAGCUGAGUUAAACCAAUCACAGACAAAUCGCUGUCGAAUAUCUGAACGAGUUUCUCCAAAUCUGAACUCAGAGACCCCUCUGCUCUCCUCUCACUUGUUUUCCCUCUCCUCACUUUCCCUCUGUGAUUGCUCCAUCAUUUCCUGCUGCCAAAUGACUGCCAUUCCUCGCCCCCCGCCAACCUCGUAUCCCUCAUUUCCUCCUCUCAUUCCCCGCUCUCCCAUUUCCCCUCUUCAUGUCUGGUGUCUGUGUUUGUAUGUGCUGUAAAUACAUUAAGAGAGAGCCAUAGAAAUCCCUCACUCUGUCUCAUUUUCUCCCCAACGACAACAAUGACACAUUUCUCACCCGCUGUCCCAGACGCAGCUCUUGUUUUCUCUGUCACCGUUUUGCCACAGCAUCACGGCGCCCAUUGUGCUUCUAUCACCACUUCGCUUCGUUUCUCCGACGUCCUUCUGUCGCUCUUAUCGUUUGGUUGACGAUAAACCAGAACGUGGUGUAUGUUUUAUGUGACGGAAAAGGACCAGUUAAUCCCAUCGUAACCUUUAACCUCACAGCUGAAAUCAAAGCGCUGAAGUUUGAUCAUCUGAAUCCAUCUUUACCCACAGAGCGAUGAGAUAACUCACCAUAUGUUGAAGUUUUACUCAUAAAGAAACGCUGCAGCGGUGCUUCAAUAUUAAGCCCUGUAGCUAAAACAGAAAUCAGCUGCCUGCUGGACUGAGAAAUAAUGAGGGGCUGCAUCCCCCCGACUCUUCCCGCCAUCCUCCACCCUCAGGUUGACUCCCUCUGUUAUCAUUUUUCCUCUUUUAUAUUAUUCCUCUUGUUUUAUAAGGUAAAGUCAUCUUCCUCAAUAACUCCCUCCCUCUCUCUCUCUCUUUCCCUCGGUUAUCCCCUCCUGACUCCCUCUCUCUUUCCCUUUUUUCAGCGGUUGAUUAAACCUCACGAUAUGUUUCCCAUUAACACCACAAAAGAGGAGCAGGACUGAGAAAUCUCCUUAGCGGAGCCGUGGGUUCAGAACAUUUCUAACACACUUUACGGCGCACUGAAGACUCGUCUUUUCCUGCAGUGUUUCGACUUUGCUGCAUUUCUGCAGGACGGUAGUGAGUUAGACAGAGAAUCACCAGUACAAGGCUGCACAGAGUAAACGCUUUAUCGUUGUGAUGCUGAAACUGAUGAGAGUGUUUAUGUGAGGCUGCAGGUUUGUCCCAGUAUUUCACUGUAUGUUUCAUUUGUUCUUGUGACACUCAUGUCCUACCGUAAAUAUCCUAAGAGUCAGAGAGAAGAUACUUCGUUCUCGUUAUUUCCACAUAUAAAUCCAGCACAAGCAGCAGAGUCCUCCUGUCUCUCAUUACCAGUGUUUACAUGUGCAAAAUUUCUUGAUCCGAUCAAAAAUUUGAGGGAUCAGAAACUCUGAAUCCACUGUUUAUAUGACGUGUGUAUACAUGCACCGAGCUUUAUUCAGAUGAGGAGCAUUUAGACAUGCGCAGAGUUUUCUGAUUUCGCUAAAAUAACCGCAGGAGAAGAAGAAGAGUAUUUACGCCUGUGUUGUCAACAAACCAACAAACACGGUACUGGCUCAGUUCAUCCCAUUCAGGAUUUUUCCCUCCACUCAGAGUUGACCUGAGCCUGAUUCUGAGCGUACAUGAGUGGGCCCAGCAGCACAUACUGAUCCUGCGUUACAUGAGGAGAUUGUAUCCAGCAAGAAAGUUGUGUCCGACUCAGACCAGUAUCUCUCGGAUCCCGCGAUGUUUACGCGAUGUUUGUUUGGAAAUGUGUCACGUUGACGUAGGGAAAACAUACGCAGUCAGGUUAGUUUUGCCUCACGAUCAGAAUACGUGUUUACAUGGACGUGUUUCGGGAUAACGAUCGGCAUAAACCACCCCUCUCAGUUAGAAUGCGGUUCAUUCCGAUUGAGCCAAAUUGAAUCAAAUCAGAAUUUUCCGAUCAACAUGUUUACAUGAUGUAUUUUUAUUCCGAUUGUGCCAUUGUGAUGAAAGGAGACUAAUAUUGAUAGCUGUGCACACACAUAUCCUCCUGCCAGUACAGGAGUCACCUUUUUACUGUCUUUAGAAACGAAUUUUGAAGUUCCACUAAGUUUCUUCUUUUCUGUUGUUGCUCAAACUUGAGAGCCUGUUUUUUUUUUUUUUUUAUCGCAACCCUGAUCUUUACUUUCCAUCAUGGAGUAACUGUUCUCUACAGCCCACUCAGUUUGGCUUCACUUUUGACAGCCCGUCAGGCCAUCCCUCUUUUUCUCCAGUGCAUCAUCUAAUAAGCAUUCUUAGUGAGUUUUUCACUGACGGCAAGUUUUAGGAAAAACUCUCUUUGCACCCUGAAGCCUUUUCUGUGUUCGUUUACUUUGUUUUGUUUCGACCCAGAGCAAAAAAAAAAAGUGAUAAAUCAUGGAUUAGUUUCCAGGCCAUAUGUUUUAUUAAACUUGAUGAAAAAAUUGAGUUUUAAAUGAAUCAAAAUUUCCUACAACAUUAACUCUGAAACAGAUGCCUUUCAUUAGUCUCAGGAUGUAAAGAGGCACAUACAGCUCUGCUCACAUGUCCAUUAGAGCGCUGAUGCCUGUUUGUCUCAAUCAGUGUGUUCUCAUAAUGAUGCAGUGAACUCAAUUAAUGAUCUCCAGAGGAUGUUUCCUCUCUAAGUUAUCCACACCAGGCCAUCAGAGAAACGACAAGAUGACCUUCCCCUUCACAGUCCAGCAGCUAAAGAAAAACCUCCUUCUUAUAUUUACACCUAAAAUAUUCAGGAUAAAUACAAAGUCAUCAGGAUGAGUUUCUUUGUGAAAAGUCACAAUUCAACCAAAGAUUGCUUCGUCCACAGGGGGCGCCAAAGUUGGUGCAAACUGUAAAUUACUAACAGGAGCUUUAAAAACAGGUAACCUUGAACCUGCCUGUAAUGAGAUGUCCAAUUUUACCUCUAAACGAGCUCAUUUCCUCUAAAUAUGAAACCAUGUUUUUACAAAUUUGAUCGCCAAAAUCAAAAAUACAUGUCAGGAAGCCAGAGCCAAAGAUUUCCGGUAAAAUCUCGACAAAAUUAAGCUGCAAAUGUGUGAAGAGGAUUUUUAUGAAUCAAAUACUCACUGUAUUAUCUCUCCUCUUUUAUGAUUAACCCACUUGUUUAUUUAUUUCCUGCUUCCUCCUCUCUGUCAAAGACUCUGCAGAUCAUAUCAGCUGCUUUUUCUGCACUGCAGCAUUCAGACUGAAUGCGUCCAUAACUGAUGAGUGGCUCGCUGUUUGCGGGCAAUUAACACAGAAAGAAAAGGCUGAGACGAGUGCUCCCGAUGCUGCAUUAAGCCUCUAAGCCUUCAUCACCACUUCUUCAUGUUCCUUCACCCCUCUGUUUGCAGCAUGCAUGGAAAACAUGGCCGCUGUGGAGCUCCCUGCAGAGUUCGGAGCUCUGGCUGCAGGCCCAAACUGCUGCUGUGGAGGAAACUUUGUUCCUUUAUUGCUAGGCUCAGAGACACAUGGGUCUGCACUCCCUCUCUCCCUCUCUCUCCUCCUCCUCCUCCCUCCCUUUCUCUCUCUUUCUUCAGCACUGCUCAGGGCUUACAGCUUGAAGUGGGAGCUAAUGAUGCACUGAAGUAGGUUACCAGCCCGCUUUAGAGCAGGAGAACAAUUUCUGCUGAAAUGGAAAUGUUGCACAGCUCAAUGAGACGCCGAGCCACGCUAUUCAAACAGUAAUUAGGUGCACUGAUGUUAUCGAUUGUGUAGCAGCAUCAAUGGCGGGGAAAAGAUGGAUGACUUAUUUGUUUUUGUAAAUGAAGGGGAAGAAAUCGUUCUCCCGUGUGCCCCUGAUGUCGGGCUGGACCAGCUGCUGAAUGAACGUGCCCAGACCAGAUCCUGAUGGUUGGCCUCUUGAGUCUGGACAGACACGCACGUGAUUUCUGAGCAGAGACAGAGCGAAAGGGAUUCAGAUCUACAUAUUUAGUGUGUAAAGAGAGAGAGAAUCACUGCAUUUAUCUACGACGUCUUACACUUCUCUUGAGGUUGAGGACAGAGAGUUCUUUUAGGUCAAGGGUAAAAAUAAACUUUUAUAGAUCACUGUGGGGAGUUUGUGCUCAGCAAAAAUGUCACUUUUUGCAGAAAACAAGUGAAAUACAUCAUCAUUUGAUGUUCGGCAGGAACAUUUCUGCAGCCUGCAGGGCCGAAUCAAGUGGUUCUGUGGCCUUGGGCAGGAUUAGGGUUCGGUGACCCGAGUGACGCGAUGAAAGGAUGGAUUCAGUCUUACUGGGAUUUGUCUUUGGAAAAUCUCCCAGUAAAUUCAGUAAAAUCAGAAGAGGAUAAAUCUUUUGACCCAAAGUAUCGUCAACAAAACCUCACCUGCUUCACUGAUCAUAGUCAGAGCACGGAAAAACAUACAUCGAAGAAAAACAAAUCUCACACAUUUUUACUCCAAAGAUUUGCAACCACAUCUUUUUGCUGAUGGGGGGAAGGGGCAGAGAGAGACGUAGUGAAAAAAAGAGACACAGUGUGAAAAAGAGACAGCUGCUUGGGUCAGCAGAGACGUGUGGAGGCUGUGGAUAAACUCCCCGAGCUGUCUGGAUGAGGGACGAAAGGAGAGAUUUAGACAGGAUGUGAAAUACGGAGCUGGAGGGUGAGACUGACAGCAGACGGGUAACUGAUAGAGAGCGUAAGAUACCACAGAGAGAACAUAUUUACUUUUUAACACUCAUUUGUCUUUUGUUUUAAGGACAAGUAUUGUUUUGGGCGGCACAGUGGUGUAGUGGUUAGCACUGUCGCCUCACAGCAAGAAGGUCCUGGGUUCGAAUCCAGGUCAGGGUGUUUCUGUGUGGAGUCUGCAUGUCCUCCCUGCAUCGGUGUAGACAGAAUAAACAGCCCACAUGAUGAAACUCAUGACUGUAAAACUGGCUACUAGCUGCAUUACUGUCACAGCAGUUUUACAGUAAUUUACAGUAAAUAUUUCAUUAUAAUUUACUGCGCUUGUGUUGAUUUAACAGUUAAAUUCAAGAUUACAGUAUUGUAUUAGAUCACAGUUAAGGCCUGUAAAGUGAUAAAGCAGUCAUCUACUGAUUUACAAAUAUUACAGUUGAAUAAUAACAAAUUCUAGUUAUAAUUUACAGUGAACUUCUUAUGUUGUUAUAUCAGCAAAUAUAAGACCUGUUAAUAUAAGACGUGUAAAGAUGUUAAUAAUAAGAGUCAACUAUCUCAGUUGAAUUUUUUGUUUCUGUCGUGGAUGACGCCAUAUUUUAUCGCGUAAAUCGAAUGUUGUUCUCGGCCACUGUUGCCUUGGUAACAGGAAAAAUCACAGCAAAACUCCCUCAUUCUUGCAAACUGAAUGUCUAAACUUCUGUCAGUAAUGACGCUGUUUGAACAGACCUAAUUUCUAAAGGUGGGGAAUAACAACUCAACUCAACUUUGUUUGUAAAGCACAACCACAGCUGAACAAAGUGCUGUACAUAGAUAAAAAAAAAUAAUAAUCUAAAAACAUAGAAACAAAUAAUUAAAAACAAACUAUAAAACACUAAAACAGGAGCCGAGUCUCAUGCAGGGUUAAAAGCCGAUGAAUAAAAAUGGGUAACACUUGACGUUCGACCUGAAUACACCUGUGAACACCUUCUCAGGUGUCUAAUUAGACUGUAAAUAAUGCAGAGAAUGGAAAGAAAGUCCUCACAGGAACUUUUUAUUAGUAACUGUUGGGGACGUCAUAAAACCCAGAAAGUUCCCCGUCAAUCUCAGAGACUGUAUCGGACGACGGCUGAUGAAUUUGGAGAUUGUCUGAUAAACCGUAGAAACACAGUUUUUACCGUUCUCCUGAAACAUGGGGCUUCAUGCAGGUUGUUUUUGGUUCCUCUGUCAUGGUUUCGAUGUCCUUUUCUCUGCCCUCCUGAUAAAGUCGCAGCAUCAGGCACACGUCAGCUCGCCAACAUGUCCACCCCGAUGUCACACGUCAGAAAAACUGUUUUUUUUUUUAAUUUCUUUUUCCCUAUCACAGUCUCAGCCGGCAUUAAACUUUUAUUUUGACAUUUUAGACUUGGAAGAAGAGCGGGCGCACUGUCAGGGUUGUUAGGUUGUUAACAAAGAAACACACAGGUGCAGUUCAUCACACAAAGGUUAAAGUUCAUGAAAUAUUCAGCUGCAAUCACCACCCUGCUAUUGUGCGCCUCAGCCGACCAGUCAGAUAGGAGGUGACAUCUUUCAUUGUUUCUAACAGAAUGAGGGCGUGACUUCUGCCGGGAAGAGGGAUUUAAAACCACAGGUCCAAAAAAGUGGAAUAAAAAAGGAGUUUUAGAUCAUUUACAGCCUUUAUUUAACCAAAGUGGAGCCAAGAAAACAUAUUAAAUACAUGCAUAUUAAAUUUCAUGAGAGACUGCAUGAGAAAACAGUUUCAGAAAAAUGUAAAAUAGAACAUGAUAUCGUUUAAAGGUUUAAAAAAUGACUCUGUAGUGGAAAUCGCUUUAUGUUGCUGAAUUAAAAAUCUUUAAUCUUACUUUUUUUUUUUUAAUUAAUGGAAAAAUUAUCAAGUAACAUCUCUUGUACAUCCUCUCUGGUAUUUUCACAUAAAUGUAGGACAAAAACGUGAAACUGGUCUCUCAUAGAUCACUGAGAAACGAUCUCAUCGAUGGCCGUCGUCUGUGUCUGACACAGUCAUUAAAUCUUCGGUCACAGUCCUGUAGCUCCAGAUUUACUCACUCUGAGGUCAAUAAUUCUAUCUGGUCUAUUCCUCUCAGGAGGGAAACUCCUCCCUCAUUUAUCCUGCACGCUAAGUUUCCUGUCAGACGUUCAAUCUCUGGUUUCUCUCCUGUUUACACAUCUAGUUCAUCCCGGUGCCAUCAGCCGUGUGGAGCUUGAAUUCCUGCCAAAUACCUGCUUUAGGGGAGGGGGGUUUACUCGCUGGAGGACUUCCAUAAUCAAGACUGCUUCUGUGUUUGUCACAUGCAAAAUUUCCAGGAGUGUGGUGCAUGUGUGAAAGAGGCUCCUGUCAUGUCAGUGUGUGAGCUUUAACUCAUGGAGGCUCCACUUCUGUGCAAAGAGGUGUGGAAAUAGAAAGCUGGUAAAGCCUCGUUUCAGACCUGCAGCACUCUGUUAUAUUUUUGUCAUCCUGUUUGAUUUAUUGAUCGCUAACUGGAUGCAAAGAUGAUAUUUUUAAAGGUUAGGUGCCUGUGCUUUCACACUCAGAGGAAAACUGCACAUGUUCAUGUAAAAAAAAAUGGAACUAGUCCUUUAAAUCAGUGGCAGCAGUGCUGAAUAUACACUCUUUUACAGUCUCACCUCUUCACACUGUCCCUGUGCUGCUGAGUCUUCGCAUGUUUUUCCUCCCAUCACUCCUACAAGACCUCAGCAGAAUACUCAUUUACAUAGAGAGUAUAUUUAUUAAAAAACGUGUGUGUGCAUGUGUGUGUGAGUGUGUGUGAGUGUGUGCAUGCACUGAAGAGGCAGUUGGGAGACUGUGAUUUGCUGGCAAUGACUGAAGGAGAGGGUGGAGGGAAGGAGGGAGGGAGGUACGCAUCGACGAAGCAGAGGGAGAGGGAGGCAGAGAGAGGGAGCGCACUGUCCCUAUCAGCUUCUCUUUCACUCUGCCAUCCAGGCGGCCAGCUCUUCUCCUCCUCCUCCUCCUCCUCCUCCUCCUCCGCAUCAGAGGCAGCGGCGGCAGGGAGAAGAGAGGAAGGCUUGAUUCAAGGAAGAGAUCGCAACAGAUUGAUAAACGAGGCAUCCACGGAGGAAGACUCGGAGGGUGUAAAAAUCCAUCACCGGGAGCGGGAAAGCGGCGUUUUUUUGUUCCCUGAAACACCCACACCUGAAGAGUGUGAGAGAGGAGAGCUCGGCGGGGAGAAGUGGAUCACUCUUACCGGGAAAAAAGGAGUAAAUAAUGAAAGAGGACUUACACUCGUGGACAGAAAGACGGAGGGAGAAGUGAGCGAGUAAAUUUGAAAAGCCUGACUCUGACUGUCAAACUGAUGGGAUCCAUUUUACAGCAGGAGCAACAGGACGUCUCUUUUUUUAAAGAAAUCUCCGCCUCUCUCUGAUUUUUACACAUUUUCUUGAAUUUUAUUUGGCGAUAUUGACGCUGCUUUUUGGAAUCCCUGCUCCGAAGUCCGAGGGCGGCCAUCCCUCCCCUCUGUGCCUCCCUCUUUUGUGCGUGUUCAUCCUCACAUAAGCGUCUAAAAGCUCCUCGUGUGCCUUUGUGUGCUCCUUCAUUUUUUUUUACCUCCUCAUUUCCACGUUUCGCACCCAUCUGUUUCAUGCUGGCUGUCCGUUCACACCUCUGCCAGUGUUUCAUACCAUCUGUGAGAGUGUCAGAGUGUGUGUGUGUUAAAAGGCUCCCUCUGCGUGUGUGUGUGUGUGUAAUCAUUGGCUCAUUGCUAAAAAGGUGGCAGCUGCACAGGUGUAACUCCUGUCCACUCAGAGAGGAGAAAUCCAACAUCUACCAGCUUCAAACUUGACAGACUCUCCUGAGCGAGCGAGCUGGAGGAGAAGCGCUGGAUUUAUCGACCUGCAGAGGGGAAAAAGUGUCACUGUCUUCUCUUACAAGCAUCCAGUGACUUACAUCUCAGGAGCUGUCUCUGCAUGUAUAAUACAUGGCUGUCUUAUCAAUAAUUCAGCGUCAGGUGGGCACCCCUGUGUUGCCUGGUGGGCGUUGAUCAAGACGUCGAAAGCUGUGACUGUUGAGGUUUGAUGCCUCCUGACGAUGUGUCGCCUCCCUCUGCGUCUCCGCUGAUCACCGGCUGCUUUCUGUAACAGCUGAGCUCACUUCCAGCUGUCUCUUGGCACAUCAGAAGAGCCUCAUCUCACACUCCUCGGAUCAACUUUCUCUGCAGCAGACUGAAUCAUUUCUGCAGAUUUCCACACAGUGCGUUGUUUUCUCUUUUUCUUUUUUUUUUUGUUGCACUUUGAAGCUCGACUUGUGUGUGAUCCAUGCGCCCUCGCCUCCAAACAUGAUCGGUGUUAACAGCCUGCACUCGGCCGGGCGCCUACGCUCACGCUCUCUUUGCACCGUGCGCUACGGACGGGACUUCCGGAUGAUGGACCCUUUCCGGUAUCCCAGAACCCCUCGCUCCCGCUCGCUCAAACCUUUGGUGUUUCCAGACCUGCUGGGCAAAGCGCAGGACGGACAGAACCACCCGCAGGCUCGGAAGAGGAGAAAGGUAUUGAACUGUUCGCUUUUUCCUCUUACACGUCAUUUAUCACCACAGCUGUGAAUCAUUUUACACCAGUGUGAAACAUGUCAUAAAAAGUUCAAUCUUUACUCAUAUAACAGCUCAUUGUCAUCUGCUGGGGUUUUAAUGGCCAUUUAAUGUCUUUUAUCGCAGCCGCUCUGGUUAUGAUCCUCCACGCUCAUAAAGAAUAACACGGCAUUAAACUGAAAUGAUGUCUUACACUUUGAUUCACCCUCUCCGUACGCCGUACAUAUGCAGCGUACAGUCUCUGGUGAAGGUGAUCUGGUCGGCUGCCAGGCCCUGAUUGGCCGCACACCUCGCCUCUGUAUAGUGUACAGUCUGCACUCAAGGCUAAUGACUCUCAUUUGCUGCCACUCGGUGACGUUGAUGAAGCAAAGAGGUGAAGGUGACGAGCAUCCAUCUUCGUCUCAAUGAAUCUCAGGACUGAAUGAGUCUGCUGCUGUGAUUUACACCCCGCAUCCAUCCGGCUUUGUUCUCUGUUUACUCCUCUCUUUCUUUGGUCGCCCAACUUAAAAUCCACACAGUCUCUCUGCUUUUGGAACUGUGUGUUCCCGAAGGAUUUACAGUACAGGGCGGCUUAUUUAUGCACAAAUAAUCUUCAGCUGGAACACAGUUUCACUAAGUCUGGUGGCUCAGUUAAGGCGAAGAAAUAUUGGAGCAUUUUUUACAUGAGAAACUGAUUUAUGAUUUACACAGCGCCAUUUAAAACGGCCAUUCAAGCCAAUCAGCACCGCCCUCCACAAGAAGAUCGAAUCAUUUACAUGUGAGAUAAAUCCGUCAGUAUGCUUCUGCUUUGAGAGCUCCCUGCCUGUCUUCAUGCUGAUGUGGAAAAGCAAGUCUUGUGGCGGGGAGAGCAGCAGCAAAGACCUCCAAUGAGAACAGAGCAGACAUCCGCAUAAAAUCAGACAUCGCACUGGAGGCGAUUCGCAGAAGAAGAAGCAGGAGAGAGCAGACAUUGAAGGAAAGCGUCUAACCACACUAACUAAAGGUCCUUACACACCGGGACCGACGCAAAUAUCUGACGUGAAAUUACGAAAUAUUCUGAAGGGAAUUCUGGGAAAAAAAGACACGUCUCGGGUGGAAGCGAGAAGACUGACCCAACAGCAGACUGAGUGUUUUCAGUUCUGAUUAGACUCUAGUGUUGAGAUGUCUGUCUGUCAUGAUAGCAUGGACUGAGUCGGAGCCAGUACCAGAUAAACACAUUGAACUAUAAUGUUGUGUCUUUUAUCAAAAAUCACUCUGUUCUCCGACACGUAAACAAUCAGCCGGUCGGCCAUGUUGGAUAUACCGGUGAAUCAGACGUCACAACAACACGCAGUCUGAUUGGUCAGAGGUGGACACACAGUAUGCGAAACUUUAGAGAAAUCGACCGUGAUCCGAAAAAAUAAAUGCCGAAAUAUCGCAGGACGGGAAAACGUCGCUGAUGUGAACACUUGUAUUGAAAGGAUACAGGUUCUAAAAAAAAUAUUGAUGUCCGAAAUAAUCGCACGACAAAAACAGUCCCGGUGUGAAAGGACCUGAAGACUGUAGGGUUGUAUAUCUUCACAGAUAAGUCUGUGAACUGAGCUGUUAGCGCUUGAAGAAGUAAGUCGAAGGAUUUGUCGUGUUGCCUGUGCAGCAACUGAUUUAUCAAACGCACUUCCGGUUUUACAAAAAACAAAAAUUGUGUCCAAACUGAAGACUAAAAACCUCAAUGAUGAUGUUUUAGUUGUCGUGGUGCUGCAGGUGCGCGCCCAAAACAUCGCUUUACUGGAUCUGCACUUUAGAUUUCCUUGCUGUUAAAAGUGCAUCCAUGUAACCAACACUCGUCAUGCUAAAUACACAACACAGUUUUUCAGUGUCGAUGAAACAACAGUGUAUUGAUACGUGCAGAUUGUGCAUCAGUGCAGUGAGUGAAAUGUCCUUAAAUAAUUCACGUUAGAUACUGACGAUAAGUUUGGUACAUCACAUAGAAAUGGAGAUGUUUAGUUGAAAGAGUCUCUGUUCAUGAGUACAGACAGACAUUUGUGCAAAAGUUAUUUUAACAAAACAAAAAAACAGAAGAAUAUCAGUGAAAAUACGCAUAGUUCUGUCCAUAGUGUCCUUUUUUACCAACAUGACUCAGAGGUUUGAGUUCUUUAGAGAGGACAUAAGAUCAGCAGGUGAUGAAUGGGCUGAGCUUAACUUUGCAGCCCGUCUGGACUAACACCAAUAAUUGUUACGGGAAUUAGCAUCAAAUCAGUAAACGACAGAACUAUUUCAUCAGGACAUUUUUCUUGCGUAAACUAUAACAUUUGCCAACUUGUAGAUUUCUUCUGUCUUUCAUUAAAGUGAUCUGAUUAUUCCAUACGUCCUUCUUUUAUAGACCAGAUCUCAGAAUCAGGAACAUCCUGUACAGAUGAAUUAACAAGUACUCAGAUCUCCUAUGUGUGUGUUUAUUGUUGAAGCAUACACAAGCAAGGACACACAGUCCUCCACCAAAGCUAAUCCACUCCUCUGAGAAAUGCAAAUCUGCAGCACAGUGCAGCCGCGAUGUAUGUGAAAAAUCUGAGUCCGUUAUCAGGACUGUAUGGACACUCUUUAGCCACAGAUAAAACAGACGAAUCGUCUCCUCCUCUUCUUCAUUUUACAUGAAACGCUGAAGAUCUCUCAGGUGGGUUCAGUCCACAGUAGGAUGGAUCUUUGAGAUCCUCUGUGAGGAGUUUUUCUUUGAUUGAUCUGGCAUUUAGUUUGAUGGAUCGGUGAAGGAGAUGACAUUUAUAUCUGCUGAUUUUCUCUCAUUUACAGUUUCUGAAUUGAUUUUUUUAAUAAAUGAUCUGUGUCAUGAUAAAUCACCAGUUUGCAACCAGAACAUUAAUUAAACUUUAAAGCUCCAGUGAGGAACUUUCUGUGUGUAAAUGUUGACGGACUGAGUGAUCCAUCUGUGCGUGUAUGAGCUGUGAAAGAAAUCCUGCUUUUUUAACAGUCACUCAUCAUGAAUGGGGGGUUAUUUACUAAGCUGUAAAUGCAUCAUCUGACACCUACCCCCCUCACAGCAGUUAUAACUACUAAAGAUUUAGAACGUAGAAGUUAUAACGAUAUUAGCUGAUGGUUUUGUUUGCUUUUGUAAGUCAUACAGAGACUUCACGGUGAUUUCAGCCUGUUAAAAACUCCUUACAGGAGCUUUAAGUACAGAUUAAACAGACGUUUCAUCUACAUACAUUUAAUUUGUUCUUAAAGCUCCUGUGAGAACUUUUUUAAUGUCUUUGAAACAGACUAAAAUACGUGCUGAUGACUUUUUAUGAAAUGCAAAAGCAAACAAGACCAUCAGGAACAAGUUAAUGUAACUUACUUUUAUUAAACAUUAAAAUAAUUAAAUGUUAAGCUAAUUCUAAAACAGCUAAAUGCUAAUAUAAGGUAGCUUGUGCACUGAGCUAACAGUUUCACCAGAACUAAUACUGAAGUAGACACCCUUCAGCCAAUCAGAAUGGAGGAUUCCACCACACCACAUUAUGGGCAUCAAUGUCUUUUCAGAAUAAAACUGAUAAUAAGAUACAGUUUUAACUCACUGAGGCAUCUUUGUUAGAGCUCCCUGAUUUUACACUGAAGGAAGAGAUUUUUAUUGCUUUAUAGAAAUGGCAGCUUUUGAUUGCAAUUCGUGUUUGGAGUAAAGAAGAAAAUUUUGCAUUUGUUUGUAAGCUGCAAAUGGUCCAAAUCUAAAGGGUUCUUCCUUGGUCCAUGCUGCAUCCUUCCCACUAAGUUACAUAAAAAAAUCUGUCCUGUAGUUUUCAGGAAACAGCAGGUUGUUUUCUUCAUCUUGCUUCAUUUUCCCUCCUUAUCCACAUGAUGAACCUCUGCAGUCAAUAUAUGUAGCUGUUGUUGCAGAUCAGUCGGCUUUUAAAACGUACAAAUUCACUGUUAAUAUUUGAUGUUGCCCAGAUUUUUGCAGCCGAAGCAAAUUUGAAGUCUCCCUCGUCGUCCCUGGAAGCUCAGCCGUCUGCCUGAAGGUAUUAAAAUGUAUGAGCGCUCAAAGUUUGAGACGCAGUUUGAGAUUUUUACAGUAAAGUGUAUGGAAACCAGGACUAAAUCUGCAAUGGUUCUGGGCUUGAUGGGACAUAAAUAUUCAUGACUCUCAGCAAGUGUUUCUGAUUAGGCGCAGUUUCAAAGAAAACUCUGGAAAUGAACCUGAUUGUGCUCGUGAAAUCAAACCUCAUUAUAGAAGCAAUUUCAUUUGACUAAAAGACACAAAGCAACAAAAUGAGUCUGGGAGUUUAAAACAGCUGAAGACCAUUAGCAGCAGUUCUUUAAUCAAAGGGAUGAAAUGGAAAAUGAUCGAUUUUAGCUGAGUGAGAGGUUUUUUCUACCAUAAGGCAAUUAUGUUCAUGUCCGCGGAGGACAUGUGUUAGCGGUCUACGAGGAAUUCAGAGGUGAGCGAGGUGGUGAUGAAGUGCCCAUAAGUGUCCUCUCCAUCACCUCAGCCGUCACAGCUGUCCAUCAGCUGCCUCGAUCUGCGUCUGAAACACUAAGAUCUGAUGGCUUCAUGCUGCCGCCCCUCCCCCCGGGCUCAUCCGAUAAAACUGGUGUAACAUUCAGGGUCAGAUGGGGAAGUUGGGAAAUGAAGCGUCUGUCAGUCUUGACGUGUUGAAGGGUUUUUAUUUCUAAGAACAGAGACAACGUUAAAAUGAAUUCAACAGUAAUAAGAAGACAUGCUAAAAUUCUGGUUGCACCUUUAGCGUGCAGUAAGGGUCAGCUGAUCCGAAUAUCUGAACGAUAGUGGUGUUUAUUUUAUCCUUUUACUGUAAUACAUUGUCCUCGACAGCACUUCUGAGAUAUUGGUCAUGGCGUUUUGCUUUGACUGAUCUGGUAUUUAAUUUGAUGGAUCUGUGAAAACGUGACAUUUACGUCCAGUGAUUUUCUUCCAUUAACAUUUUAUUGAUUGAUUUUACAACAAAUGUUCUGUAACAGGAGUGAGUGAAGCUGUAGGGUGAUGUUCAUACAAACUGAGUGAACUCACACCAGCUUCUUAUAAAAUGAUGUUUUCAGCCGUUUACAGCAUGUCCAUGUUGUCUGGAUUACAUUUAUAAAAACAUCAUAAAUUCAGCCUCUGUGGAGGAUCUGCAGCCUCUCAGUUUGUCCACUCAGCGAUCUGUGUAGACAGAGGUGCUAUCAUAAUGAGGCGCUGCGCUGAUUGGCCUGAAUGUUGUUUGAGGGGUGAGGGUGCAGAUGGAUGCAGAGGCGGAAAAACACCAAGUCAAACUUUUCUCCUCCUUCCUUUUAGUUUUCACAUCUUGUCAUGAAUAGGACCCAAAGGUGGGUUCGUCAUGAUAAGGAGCCAUGGCAGAUCCGCUGAUCAGCUUCCCCUAAACCAGGGGUGGGCAAUGAAUUUUUACAUGGGGCCACAUGAGAAACCUGAACUGUGUUGGAGGGACGAACCAACAAUAACUUCAACUUCAAAUCAUGGGGGUUCACACAUAAAGAAAAACAAGCCCAAAUAGGCAAUUUCGAGUUAAAGACAAGCCUGAAUAAGCUUAAAGUCUUUUAUAAUAAACGAACUUGGCAACUCUAAGGCGUCUACGAAUAUUUUGCCGAUGUUCAAACUUGUCUCUGUUCAUGAAUGCAGAUCUAUGAUGUAUGCACGUGUGUCCAAACAGAAAUAAAACAGCAGCUAGGUUUUCAAAAUAAAAGCAACACACUUGUAUAGCAUGUUGAUGAUUUGAUUGACAGACCUCACGAAGGGCUGGGCAGGGACAUCCAAAGGGCCAGAAAAUGCCCAGGUCUGCCCUAAACCGCCAUCUGCAGGAACAUCAAAUUCAGAAUCACUUUUCCAAUAAAAGCAUUAAAUAAUCGUGAACUGCAUGCUGAUGGUUUGGUUGUUGUUGCUUGUAAAAACAGAAAUGGUAAGCACCCCAGAAGAACCCACACCAGUGCACAGGAGGGAGGUCUUACAGCUGUAGUUACAACCACGUAUCUCUGUUUAUAAGAACAGAUGUCACAGGCCUACCUUUACUUUUCUUAGUGUUUUUUUUUUUCUGCUCUUGUCUCCAAACUGUAACUGAAUUUUGUUUUGAAGGGGUCGAUGAAUUUGCAUCGAAGCCUAAAUAAUGUAAAGGCUGAUUGAUCUGCUGGUCUUUCAGUUGACGGGCCUGCAGCUCGGUGGAUAAUGGCUCAGUGAAUGAUGUGGUGGUGGUCGACUGAUUGGCUGAUUGAUGGGAUGUUUGGUAAAGAAAAUGAGUUGAGCUCCGUUAAACCAGUUCGAGUGUUUAGCAGCUCAGCUCAACCAAAAUCUGUUAAUAUUGUGGUUAGAAACAUUUAUUUAGUUGAAUCCCAAGUCUUUAUAAAUGUAACUUGUGAUUUCUAAUUGAUUUUAAUAUUUGAUUUUUAUUAUUUGGACGAAUUGCUGCUUCCUUUCUCAUCCUUUGCCGGUUCAGGCAGAGAUAGAAAUAUAAAAAUCCCUCAGAGGUGACAGUAGAAAAGCCAGUAUUUACCAGCACCUGUAAUAACUGAUCAUAUCACUGCACCUGAAGCUCGCUGUCAUAUUUGUCUGAAAAUGUGAUUUUUUUUUUCUCCCUCUGCAGGCGCUCUACAACUCAAUCAAGAAUCAGAAGCUGCAAUGGACGCUGUAAGUCAUUUUUAUUAUAACCGCCCUCUCCUCCUCUGUGACUCUGUUUCUGUCCUUCCCUUUCACACACGGAAUAACACACACACACAUACACACAUACACACACACAUGUCAUCCUGAAGGGCAGGAAACAAAGAGGGAUAUUGAUUAGCUUGUUAGCAUCCUCAUUAAUGACGUGUGUGUUGUCUGGCAUGUGAAGGAAACAUUAGUGUGUCAAGGGUUGCUAUUCUGGAUCGCAGCUCCGGAGCGCCUCAGAGAUGCCAAUUAAGUCAUUCGCUUUCCAAGCUUUGUUGCCAUAGUUACGGCACCAUGGAUACGACUCCAUAGCUACCGCAUUGCUCUUUCCAUCCCUGUGUUCUCUCUGCUGCACACACACGCACACACACACUCAUAUUCGCUGGGUGAUACAUUUAAUGUACACACAAAUGCAUGCUGGGAAUCAUUUCGUAAAGGUGUGUGUUCACUCUUUUUGUGUGUUUGUGUGUUUUUACAUGAAUAUGAAGCUCAAAGAGACAAUGCCUAUGAAAGAGAGAGAGAGACUCCAUUUAAAUGUCUCUUUACCUGCAUCCCGAACAAAGGUGUGACCACAGCCUCCCACUACCUCUCCAAAAAUAGCUGCAGCAGCGCUCCCGAAGCAGCCGAAUAAAAAGUGGUCAGAGGAGCAGAUCGAGGAGGAGAUCCACAGAGAGGCAGGCGAUCCAGUUCAAACAUCUCCGCUGACAUAUAGACGGCUAUUUAAACACUCGCCUCUGCAUGGGGGGGAUAGGAAGGGUGUCGUUUUUAGAGCGAUAAACACCGCCGAAGAGAAGAGAAACCACCUCCAAACCAGAUGAAUUACAGAUGAUGAGAUUCAGCCCACAGCAGUCUGAGAUGCUCGCUCUUUUUUUUCUGUUGCACGUGUUCGUUUUUAAUAUUUCAGAGUUAGAAAAGAGUAAAUUCUGUCGAUGCUGCAGCUCUGCUUUAAGAAAAAAACAAAAAAAACAGCGUGUUUGGCAGCAGAGCUCAGUGUCACUUUUUGCCUCCACUUUCACACCCCGCUCGCUCGCUCGCUCGCUCGCUCGAUGCAUUUUUCAUCAAACAGGGGACAUUUCUUCACUUGCAACUCAUUGACUGAGAUCACACGCACUCUGUGACAGAUACACGGCUGUUCUUCUGUGUUUAAUCCGAGGCUUCAGAGCCGCUGCAAACACAAACACACAGCAGCCGUCUGACCAGGCAGUAAGAGGUCUGCCGUACAUCACAGAAAGCAGUAAAAACCUCCUUAAAUUAGAUCCAACCCUAAACUAAAGCGCUGUCUUUAUGGUUUUAUGUUCACUGCUUUAACAUCAGGGGCGAGUUUGGCUGGGUUAUUCUUGUGUUCGGAGAGGUCACAGCGUAAGCGUCCUCUGCAGGACGGACAGCAGGUGUUUGAGUUUUAAGAUUCUUUAUUUUAGGGCUUUUAAAGAGAUAAUAAAAGCUUGAUUUUGGCAUGAAUAGAAACCUGGAAAUACCUGUAAGAGAGAAAAAAGCACCAAAAUAAACUGAUUAUCAGAGUUUGAACCAAGUUAAAGCUCCUGUGAGUGUUUUUAAACAUUUAUCAAAUGGUUUUAAAAUUAAUAAUGAUGCUUUUUUUAUCAGUGAAGUAAACUCCCUGUUUUUAUUUUUCCCUCAUUGAAGAUUCACAAAAAAUAAUUUAAACAUUUAUUUUGCUUCUCUGAUAUCAAGAGACCGAAAGACUUUCAGAGACUUGGAGGUGUACUGAGAGGAUAUAAAGUUAACCUUCGUGUUAUUAUCUGUUAGCUGCUCAGUCUGAUCAUGUAGAGGCUGCAGCUGACAUAUUACAGCUAAAACUUCACAUAAAACAUAUAAAUAAGGAGUCAUUAUAGUCCGAUCUGUGGAGCACAUUCAGUCUUUGCACAUUUACUGUCAGUGAUUUUUCUAUUUUUGAAAGUUUGUCCUUCUUUUGCUGUCAGUUUUAGUUUGAAGUGCACGCAGCUUCUUUGUGUCUUUAUAUUUCACGUUUUGCUCCAAGUUUGUGAAAUUCAACAAUCUGACAGUGGCGCGUGCUCCCUCCUCGUCUUUUUUGUGGGUUAAAUUAUCUUGUUUCCGACCAGCCGAGUCAGACAUCCUGGAGUUUCUCUGGGUGUGUUGAACCUAGUUUUUUCGUACAGGCCCUUAAAGAGAGAAACGAGAGUCAUUAAAGAGGACUGCAACCUCUGCGUUUGAAGUCUGUGCAUUUUCAACGUUCAAAGUGCAAUCCCAGCACAAAAAGUCCUUGUUCUGUUGUGUUUCUCCCUCUUGUGUACGUGGACCCGCUCAUCAUUGAUUCACUAAUCCACUCUCAGCUUUAAAAAGCGCAGUCCUGUGAUCGAGGUGUGAUUUUCAGACUCUAAAACAAACCGCGUGCUGAGAUUAUAUGAAUACAGAUUGUGUUUGUGAGAUCUGCUGUGUACAUCCCAUUACAGGUGUGUGUGUGUGUGUGUGUGUGGGCGCACAGUUUAGUGUGUAUUCUGCUGCUCGAUGAGAAACAUGCACACACACAGGGAAAAAAAAAAAAACAACACAGCGAUGGAUGUUGUUUCACACCCCCACAGAGAGAUACACGCACAUGGCCACUCUCGGCGGUGCAGUUGGAUGCACCCACAUGUUCUCUGAUAGCACACACACACACACACACACACACAGAGCACAGACGUAUACAGAACACACAUGCUUCCUCAUCGGGGAGCGGGGGUGGAGAGCACAGGGAGAGGUGGUGGUGAUGGUGAUGGUGGGAAUUGUGCAGAGAAAGACAGACGCAACAAGUCGUAGAUGCAGAUAAAAACAGGGAGAGCAGGGUGGAGAGUAAUUUUAUUAAAGGAUGCCAUGAUUGCAGGACGAAGCGCGCAGAACGACGAACGAGCAACAAGAGGCGCAGGGAGGAGAUCCAUCUGCUCUAUUAUUCCUUUGAUUCUGCCAAUCCAUGCUCUCCUCAGCCUCCCUCUGCGGCUCUAAUCAUCUUGUCUCACCCUCGUCUGCUGCCUCCACCUCUCACCUGCAGCAGGAGAGGGGACAUGAGUGCCGUCCACACGCAGUCUGUGGUUUCAAGGAAUCAAAAUAUGUCCCAAAAAAACAAAAAACAAAUGAUGUUUCACACUUGAUGUUAACAGUCUCUCCUGAUCAAUCUAGUCAAAGACGUGAAAGCGAGACGAGCUGUGACAGCUGCAACACAACCACCUGCUAUUCAAUUAGCUUCACUCCUGAUUUUACAAAUUAUGCAUGAGUCUGGACUUUAAUACGACCAAAAAGGGUGAAUUAAACAAGAAUAACCCUCUAAACUGUGUGCACAGAUAAACAGAUGAUCUCCAGAGAAUAAAAGCGUGUUUAUAACAGGCUUUACACAAAUUAAAGCUGCUAUAAGGAGUUUUUCAUGUUAUUAAAUAGACUGAAAUAGAUUAUGAAGUGCAGGAGAGGUAAUUGUCAGCCGAUCAGCUGAAGAAACAGUCCUGUUUUUACUUUUUACUAACAAGGAAUAAAACAUCCGACUGUCAAAAGUCUGCAGGAUGAGAGUUUUUUGUCAACUUUAGCAUAAACAGGACAAAACAAGCAAAGACUACUUUGUCCACAGGGGGCGCCAAAUUUGACACAAACUGAAAGUUCCUCAUAGGAGCUUUAAAAACAGCAUUUUCACAUGGAUUUUAAUGUGAUUCUUUGACUUUAGGAGUCAGCUGCAAGUGCAGAUGUUUGCACAGUUGUGUUGGUUUUCUUGUUGUCUUUUAUUUAUUGGACCCUGAUUAACCAGGUUUGUCCUUUUAUCACAAAGUUGCAGACACAGAGAACCACAGUACAAGCCACAAACACCAAUAUUUGCAGUAAAGAUGGAGUCAGAUGUGCUUCAAAAUCUUCUUCAAACUCUUAAAUACACCAACUUCUCAAGUUUCAUUCAUCCUGCAAGAAAUUCCAGGUGAACUUCAGUUGAAGCUUCGGGGACAAAGAUGAUAAAAAAGCUCUGGGAGAGAAAAAACUACAGUCCAGCACUUUUCUGUUUGACGUUAUAAUGAGCGUUUUCUUACCUUUAGAGUACUCGGCUAGUUUAGUCCCACUAAGUUUGUGCACAGUGGUUUUGGAUCAGGACCCGGUUCAUGGUGGUGAAAUAAUUACUGAAAUCCUCCUUUUUGCACCUUUAUUAUUAGAAUAAAGGUUUUGAAAAGUGGAUUUUAUACACCCUCCAGACUUUACCCAGAAUGACUAACUGAGAAUCAGCUGUUUGACCCUGUAAAUUCAGAUUCACGUUCCUCUGAAUCUGAAACAGCCAAUCAGAAGCUGACAAACACCAUGUAGACUAAGUCAUCGGAGCUGCUCAUGAAAUCUCUGAGUUUGGUUUUAGAUUAAUGUUCAUUUAAUUACAUUUACUUGCAUCAGAUGAAACCAAACAGCACAGUGGGCUGUCUGAACUCAACGUUUGACCCGAAUGUGUCUGAAUCAGUGAGAAUUUGAAUAUUCUUCACUCAGAUGGAUUCAGAUUCAGAUUCAGAUUCAUAAAGCUGUGAAAUUUACAAAGUUUAUUCAGGAAAAAAGUUUUGAAAUUUAACAUUCAAGAAGUUUUUUUAUCAAUGAGGAGAGUUUAAACCUGAUUUUGUUUGUGCGCGUGUGUGUGUGUGAAAAUAACUUGUCGUCUUUCACUCUUUGCUGUUUGGUAGUGACUCACAGAGGUCAGAGGUAAAACAGGUGUGUGUACUCACAUCAGUAUCCCAGCAUGCACCUGUCCUCUCGUGCCAGAACUCUGAGCAGAUUUUAUCCAAAAAACUUUUUUCUGCUUUUUCUUUCUUUUCAGGUUUUUUCCUCUUCCUCCUUUUUUUUUGUUUCGUCACUGUUUUCUUCACUCUUUGUCUUGAUUGAUUUUUGUUAAACUGCUUCUUUCCCUCUUUUUUAUUUUUCCUCUUUAUUUUUAAUUGUUUCAUUUUUUAUUUCUAUCUCUUCUUUUCUUUUCCUUUUUCUUUGAUGUAAUUUUUGAAAGCUUAAAUCUGUUCGACUUUUUUCUCAACUUUUUUCUCUCUUUUAAAUUUUCUGCCACUUUUUGCUUCCCUUUUCUUGUCUGUCUUUUUUUCUUUCAUUUAUUUCUUGUCUUUCUUUCCUCUCCCGUCUUUUAUUAUUUCUUUACCUCCUCUCUCCAUUCAUUCUUUCUUUCUUUCUUUCUUUCUUUCUUUUUAGCACUUCUCUUUACAUCAUUUUUUCUUUUUGUUUCUUUCUUUCUUUUUCUUUCCCUUAUUCUUCAUACUUGAAUGGAUCUUUUCUUUUUUAUUUUGUCUUUUCUGUCGUUCUUCCUGAUUCCUUUCCUACUAAUUUACUCUCUGUUUUCCCUUUUUUUCCCUUUCCUCCUUCCUUUUUUCUUUACUUUUUCUUUUCAGUCUUCUCAUCUUCCUUUUUUUCUAACCUUUUGCUUCUCUCUCUGAGUUUCUUCUCAACUCUUUACCUUCUUUCAAACUUUCCUUUUUUCUUCUCUUUUUUUAUUCAUUGCUUUUCUUAUUCCUCCAGUUUUCCAUCCCCUCUUUCUCCCUUUUAUUCUCUUUUUUUAAUCCUUUUAAACCUUUUCUUUUUCUAAGUUUAUAUCUGUUUUUUUUCCUCCUCUAACAUCCUCCCCUCUUUUUUCCUCUCAUUGAAUUUAUUCAGUAUCCACUUAUUGUGGAUUAUUUUCUGCCAUCUGAGAAGAGAGAGAGAGAGGGAGAGAGAGAGAGAGAGAUCAUCUUUGUCCUUUUUUUUCUCCCCCUCCUCAGUCUCUGUCUCCUCACCUCUCUCUCUCCAUCCUCCCUCUUCCCUCCCUCCACUUAGUCUCUGUGUGGAACGGGAAUCAGGCAGUUACCAGGCAACAGGCUGCGUGCUCAUUGGCUCCCUCUCUCUCUCUCUCCUUUUACCGCUUCCUCCCUCUCUCUCUCUUCUGCACGGGGUUAACUGCUGUUAUGUUGUGUUGGUUACUCAUAUCGUGGUCUCGGGGGGGUUCUGCAUCCCGCCAUUAUUCUAUUUUCAGGCUGAACUUUUGCAUGGGUGCCGCCUGGUGAGGUAACAAGUGGGAUUGCCGUGUUGGCUCACCAGGCAGCUGCAGAGCCUCUCUCCGUGUUUCUGCCUGAAGCUCCCAUCAUCUCCUAAUGUGACAAAUCCCUUUAAAACACUUAAAGAAAUGAAUACAGUGAAUUAUGAGGGAUUAUCAAGAGAAUGGGAUUAACACUGCUUUGGCAAAGUGUGUCGUGAGGUUUGUCUGUCAUUCAAAUGUGAUACAAAACACGUUUUCUCUCAUUACAGUGAUAAAUACAACUUUAAUAUCCAAUUAAAAAAAUUAUGAGUCUGAAUCAGGAAUACUUGAUUGAUUUACGGCGAAUUAUGACACAUGCAGCUUGUAUUUACUACUUUAUUAAAGCUCCUGUCAGGAGGUUUUAGCUGGUUAUACAGCAGAUUAAAACGAACAGCGAAGCCUCGUUAUGACCCGCUAAAUCAAUCAAAACCAUCAGGAUUAAGAUUAAUGACUUCAAAUGAGACAAACAUUCAGAAAGAUCAGAUUUUAGAGUUAAGUACACAUAACGCUCAGACACACAACCAGAUUCUGUUGAAAACGCCAACACUGUUUUGGUUUUUGGACACUCAGGACAGAGUUGUACUUCCUGUGUGGUUUUGCGUUCACAUCCUGGACUGUGUAGAACAUGGGCAUCAUGUCUGUGACGCUACUUAUUUGUUCCUGAAGCAGACUCUUGAAGUCUAUCGCCAUUUUUUUGUAAUGCUGUCUCAACCUGACUUCCUGUUGACCUCCCGAGACGCCAUUAGCCUCCUCCUAAACAGCCUCAGUGUGUCGGUCCAGUCAGGCGCGUCUCUCAUUCACUAAACGCACCAUCAAGAUGUUGGAAAUUACAAUAUUUGUGUUCAAAACAUCAUUGGAAAAACGUGAGACAAAAAGUGAGAUUAGGACGGAUGAAAACACGACAAAAAUCUUCAUCUUCAAAACAAAAUUCUUGAUGAACACACACACACACACACACACACACGCACACACGCACGAGUAGAAUAAGACAUGAAGCUGCGUUCAAAGACGUUGAGAACUGAGCAGCUCAUCAGACUCCUCGUUUUCAAACAUGGCUCCUCCGACUCUAAUGAGAUCUUCACCAGAAACUUCACAUCCAACCGCAACAACUUCACUUUAAUCAAGAUUAAAGAGGUCUGGUAGAUUAAAUUAUAAUCUGUCAGUGCUGCAGCCUCAGACUCUUCAUACUCCACUCUCAUUAUUUAUUUCUACAUUAACUGUCGCAUAAAUCAGAUUUAAAGCUAUUAUUACUGUCACUUCAAGUGGUUUCUACUGUAAUCCUCAUUUAUUGUCAAGUUUCUGUUUUUGUCUUUAUUUGCAGAUUUUAUUGGAGUACAGCAUGUGUGUUUGUAAAGUAAGCAAAGUUUUCUAGAAGCAAAUAGGACUAAAUGUAUUUAUAUGUAAAUGUUUAUGUAGUUUAAGCAGAUAGAACAGUCAAGCACCGUAGGAAAGUUCAACUGCACAUGGGACUUUAUACCACCCGUUUCCAAUAGGUGGCACUGUCAGUAUGUCCAAAGGGUUGAUGUAGAUGAGAAAUAUGGAGUACAGCCGACCUCGGAUGUUAAAGUUACCUCAGUGAGGUGAUUGGAUGGAGAGGCGGAGCAGGAGAUUGACCAACGGGAGCUGUACGGGACGGAUGGCUCCCAUUGGUCAAUGUUUUUGCAGCCCUGCACCUGCUAGGGUGAGCAGAUUAUUUCCGUUCUUUUUUCUCUUCACUUUGUGGAGAUCGCACUAUAGGACCAUGAUCACCAUAGAAAUGAGAUUCAUAAUAAUUACAAUCUCUCCAAUCAUCAACCAUGUCUUUAAGGAGGUACGAUUCUUUGCAUAGCUUUGGUGUAUUUUACCAGACCUGACGCCUUCGCAGAGUUUUUGUUGAAGUAUAAAAAAACUUCAUCCAUGAGACUUUGGACGAUCUGAUUGGAUGUUCGCUGGUUUUCAGCUGUAACUCAACUUGCCUUAGCUCGGCUGUUUCUGAUCACUGACUGUUAGCCUGUUAGCCAACUGAUAACGACACAGUUGUGUUGAAGUUGUGUUAUGUUGCUUUAGAAUAUGAAGAUCCGAGAAUCAAAUAAAGUUCUACCAGAAUGAGAAGGACCUCUCCCGUCUAUUAAAGACUGUAAGUUUGUGUUUUUGAUGAAAGAGUGAAAGAGUUUCUCACCUCUCUGAGGCUCCAUGUGAGCACGGAGAGGAGGACGAGCAGCAGUGAUGCGUCUGCAUUUCUUAGAGGGAUGUUGUCCUCCUCCCCCUGGGGUAAAGAUGCCCCUGUUUUUCACCUCAAAGCUUAAAGAGGAAGAUGGUGUCACUCCUUUGCUGCGCUGCUUUUUGAUCAAGCAGAGAGGAGGACUGUUUCUCAGGAGAGCCGUGAGGGAGCAAAAACAUACAAUUAAAGCUUUGAAGACAGCUCCAUUCACCAAGGUUUUCCCCUGGAUACACAACGCUCUGUGAACGUCUUGUGUAACCGAAGCGCUGCCAGGACGCGAUAUUACUCAUGUGCUCCGUAUGAAACCAAAGUUUGAGUGUGAAAUCUGCAGACCUCGUGUCCUGUGCGCUUCUUGUGUAACGGGCACACAGUGAGAGGCGAACGGACAGGAUGAAUGACGAUGUGUUCAUUGGCGUUGCUAAUGAGACGUGACACAUAAGUGUUGAUCGCCAUGGACUCUGCUUUUUAUUUUGUCUCCACAGCGACGAGGAAGAGCUGAGGAAGUCGUUCUCGGAGCUCGGGGACAGCCUGUGCGACUCCACCGCCUCCAGAUCCAUGAAGCGGGUGGGCAGCAGUGGAAAGCCCCUGUCGGACGAGACGGAGCCCUCUGGAUCGCUGUUAUACAAGAACGGGUUCCUGGUCCGGAAGGUCCACGCCGACUCAGACGGCAAGAGAAGUAUGAGUCUUUAUCGAGGAUCAAAACUCAUUCCUGAACAAUCCGACGUGAAUCCAUGUCAAGAAAAAGCUACACAUCUGCACAAAAUCUGCACAUUUCUGAACACAUUAAAAACAUUUUUCCCACUGGAGCCGGAUUUUGUCUUAUGGUGCAGUUUAUAUUCUUGGUUUAAUGGAAACUGAGACUCAACAGGAACAGAUAACAGCUGUAAUUAACAGGGAAAAUUGUGUUUAUUAUGCAAACAUACCCUGGAGGGGAAAACUGAGCUUCACUUUCAAUCCGAACACACUGUCACUUCUUAACUUAAACUGCUGGAUGCAUUUGGAGGCUGAUCUGCCGUCGGAUGAAAACUAAUAGGUUCCAGGAUCAGUAUGGAAAAAAAAUACAGAAACAGAUAUAUGAGAUUGUUGCCAAGAAAUCUUCCGCAUGCAUUUGAUGUCGUUUGACCAGCAGAUUAAUUAAACCACACUGAGUGACAACACCGGGCUGAGUUGUUUACUGCACUAACAAUUAAUGUCAAAUCAGUGCAUGACCGAAGGUACGCGCUGCUCCUGCUCCAUGAAAUUAGAGGAACAGACCAACCAGAGCACGCCCGCAUGUAGACUGUGUUAUCACCGAUUUCACACAAAUUUACAGUCAUCAGUGAUCGACCCAAACAUCUACACUCCUGUUUAGAUGGACAAAGUGUAUCUGUCUCCUCUUACAGAAAAAAUGAAGUGAAAUGUCACAGCGCUGAAAUCUGACACAAAGUUUGGCUGAUGGAGACACAGCAAUUAAACUUACGAAUGAAACUCCCAGAGAUCCACAGAGAAGUGAAUCUCUUAAAAUUUGUCGUUAUUUGAUUGUAGCAUGGAGGUGUUUGCUCCAAAUGUGUCUGAAAUUGAAAGAAUAAUAUUGCGUUAUAUAAUUUAAUUGCUUCUAUUAAUAAUUUGUUGACUCUGUAAUAAAAAAAGUGAAUUUAAACAUGUAAAAAGGGGAAAAUCUGAGUCAAUUUUGUCAAUAUGGCGACAAGAAAUUAAAUUUCCAGAUUGUAACAUAAAAAGCAGGGUCUGUCUGUUAUCCUGGUUACCUGGGAGACAAGUCCCGCCCCUGCUGGUAUCUGAUUGGUUGGCUGGGGUUGCAGUUUAAGCGUCUUGUUGAACAGAACAGGUGGAAAUGCUUAUCUGCAGGUAAACAUAUGCUAAGUAAACACUCUGAGUGUCCUGUAAAAGAUGCGUCAUGUAGCAGUUUCUCUCUGUGGACUCACACGCUGCUUUUUACUCUCUCUUGUACUCGGAGAGUUCAGCUCUAACUCCUUUUUUUUCUCCCUCUCAGCUCCACGAGGUAAAAGAGGCUGGAAGACCUUCUACGCCAUCCUAAAGGGGCUCAUUCUCUAUCUGCAGAAAGUGAGUCACUCGCUUUCCUGCUGAAUAUUUUUGUUAUGCAUGCACACAUCUUUGUUAUGAGACAGUGUGAGGAGCAUUUUGUAACAGCUACCACUUGAUAUUCAUAAUUCAACCUUUAAAAUAACAGGUGACUGCAUCUCCAUAUGAAUCCUGUUUGACAUUCAUUCUGGCAGCGCAUUUUAACAGAAGGUGAAUCUUCGCCCCCCGUGGUGAAUAACAAAAAUGUUCUGUUGGAUGAUGUUUUUACACACAAGCUCCUGAAUCCUCGACUUUUUUUUAUCAAGCACCCUCUCAGAGGGAGUCCCUUUAUCAGGCCCAUUUCCUGUUUACUCAUCUGAAAGUGCUCUGACAUGAUGUCCGCCCUCACAGUCAUGUCCUGGCACCGUGCUGAGGUCUGGCUGUGGUAUGAGGAGACCUCUGCCAGCAGAACAGCCCGCCGAUUCUCUGCAGAAAACAACAACAUCCAACAAGCGGAUGUUACUGUCGAUGUUUUUGAGAUUUUUUUUUUUCCUUUUUUAGUGCAAACAGAAAUGUUUUCACAGCCUCAUGAAUGGAGACAGGUGCUUAAACUGGAUCAAUCUGGAGCAAAUGAAAUUCAAAUUCUGCCUCUUUUAGUCUGAACAUAUUUUAAGUCACAUAUUUAAACAAUAAAGAAAUUUUUAUUCCCCCAAAAUUUAAUUUGAAACUUUUUUUUUUUUUUUUACUUAAACAGAUAAAUCAUUUUUAUCUUUUAUGUUUUAACUCUUACCAUUUUUUGCAGAUUAACUCCUCAUCUAAGAGGACUUUAGUAAAGAUGUGGUUGUUAUCAUGAUUAUUCACCUUUUAUCAAACAAUGAAAUUCAGGGCAGAUGUGUGAACUAUGUGUCAAAACAGCAAGUGUGAUAUUUUUUAAAUGUUUGUUCCUCAGAUCAAUUUAAAAACCUCAGAAAAAAUUAUAAAAUAAAAAAAAAUUGCAAAUAAAAAAUCACUUAUUUCAUGUUUAAAAAAGGUUUAUCACAAAGAAGAUGAUAUUGGUUUUGCACAGAGAAAUAAUGUUUAUUUUAUAAAGGACAAUGACGUAAAUUUCACAUUUUAAUAAUAUAAAUUACAAUCAUGUAUACUGCUCUGCAGAAAAUGUAUAGUGCACUGCAAAAUACUGUAUAUUGCAGAGUAGAUAAUGACUGUUGCACAAAUAGUUUAUUGCAGAGUAGAAAAUCUAUGACUAUUUAAGUAGAUGAUCAAUAUUGCUCAAUGCAUGUUGGAUGUAGGAUUAUAGAUUAUCAAUAUAGAACAAUAAAGCAGUGUAUUCAAAGGUAAUUAGUUUGUUUUGCAAAGCAGAUAAUUUCAACUGCAGCAGUGACAUCAAGUAAUUAGUAUAUGGCAAAUUAGGAAAUGUCUGUUCCACAAUAUAAUAGGCUUUGUCUUUUUGCACAGUAGAUACUGUAUUAUGCACAGUAAAUCAAUGCAUAUUUACUGUAGAUAAUGUACAAUUCAAUGUAAAUUAAGUUUAUUCUGCGGUAAAAUCAUAUUUAUUUUGCACAGUAGAUAAUGUGUGCUGCAUGGUUGAUAAUAUCAGUUACACAGAAAAAUCAUAUUUCAAUAUUUCACUGUAGAUAAUUUAUAUUGCAAAGCAGAGUGAUAUACAGCAUGUUACAGAUUAGAUUAGUAAAAUUUACUGUAUUUUGCAGGAGUAGAACUGUGAUUUCUGGGAGAAUCAUGGAGUGUAGCUUUGAUCGCCCAACAAUACCAUGACGAUCUCUUGGUUUUGAUCUCAGCGCUGAUGUCUCUCUCUUUGUGAUAAUUCGUGACUGCAGGGUGAAUACAGGCCAGACAAGCAGCUCUCCGAGGAGGACCUGAAGAACGCCGUGUCCAUCCACCACUCUUUAGCCAUGAAAGCUUCAGACUACAGCAAGAGACCCAACGUGUUCUACCUGAGGACUGCAGACUGGAGGGUUUACCUUUUCCAGGCACCGUGAGUCAAAUACUCAACUUUCAAGUAUAGAGCAUGGGUAACUGCUUAGAGAGCUGAGAGAGUUUGUGCAGUAAUAAACCACGAUUCCAUAUAUGUGGUUAUCUAUUUAAUUUAGAGAGCACGUUUUUUACAGUGGACAGCAAGCAGCACCCAAAUCUAAUCCAAUUUAAGAUGUUUAACCUGAUUAUAUAUGAUAUUUAUUAAAAAAAGAUUAGAUUCAAUGUGUUUAUUUCUGUGUUAAAAUUAAGCAUAGGCUCCAAUGAGGAUUGACUCGCUUUUGGAAUCAGCCUCAAGUGGCCAAUACAGGAACUGCAGUUUUGUGCAGCGGCUUUAGUCUUCAAAAUGAGAAUUUCUGUCGUGUUUGCGGACUCAGCUCACAUAAAAGUCCGGGCGCAGGAGGAGGUUUAAACUUUGGGAGACUCACAGCAGCAGAUUUGAAGUCACUGUUUUGGAAAGAGAGGUUCAACAAUCACAUGUGCCUGUGAUCUUUCAGCCAUGCAGCGCUGUCGUAGGUAACAGGAUUGUAGGACACCUGAGCACCAGAUCCAGCUGUGCCGACAAGCCCACUCGGUGUGCGGAACACAUGCGGAGAGCACGCCAAUCAGAGCUGCACGCUCACACUGAACGGGGUGUUUGCAGUCAGGCGAGGUGGAGGUGUGCAUGUGUGUGUUCAGGAUCCAGGCAGUGGCACAUGAGUGGCCACAUGUUUCAGCCCCCCCAGAGAACCGGCUCUGUGCUCCAGUUGCAGCUUGCGUUUGUCCCAGAUACUGAACCCCUCUCUGUCUCUCUCCUCUUUCUGUCUCUCUCAUCUCCGUCCCUCUACCUCUCCUCCUCCCGCUCUGCCGCUCCCCGGAGGUUUGAGCCAGGCAGUCUGAUUCAAUCUGAUAUUUCUCCUGGGCCUCUAAUAGGUCUGUUAGUGUAAAACAGGCCCUUUUCUCUCAAGUAUUAAUUGGCUCCAAAAUAAUGUCUUUGUCAACAGCAGGGCUGCGUUUUCUGAUAAUGACUGCUUUGAUGUUUCUGAUGAGAGCUGCACCACAGAGAGGAUCUACUGUACUCUGUGUGUGUUUAAGAUCUGUUUGUAUUUUCUCUUGUGUGUUUGUGCCAAUGCUCAUGUGGGCGUGUAUGAUGCAUCACAGGAACGCUGAGCAGAUGCAGUCCUGGAUCACACGGAUCAACACGGUGGCUGCCAUGUUUUCAUCUCCUCCCUUCCCAGCAGCCAUCGGCUCCCAGAAGAAGUUCAGCCGACCGCUGCUGCCGGGAACGAUGUCCAAGCAGAGCGAGGUAUUUAACCCGGAGGGCUCGGACUGAACCUGGUCUGAGUGAAGUCCAGGAUCUUGUGAAAUUCAUCAGACUGAGCCGGUGCAGAUCAUUCAGACCAAGAGUAACGACCCGCUCUGUGCAGCUGUUUUCAGAAGGCUUUGACACGUCAUUUUUCACCUCACAACGAGAGUAAUUAGAAUUAAAUUUUCAUGACUAAACACUCCACUUAACACAAAUGUGAUAUAUCACUAUUGGCCGCGAGUGGCUGUGACUGGAAGUGUUUCAUUCGUCAUGUUGAUCUGAAGUGAAAUGAGAGUGAAAACACAUUACAGCUGUCUGUUUUUUUACUGCCCGGAGAAACAAAUUAAAUUAAGUCGGUAAACGGUCUGAUGAUCUGCAGCCGGAGCUAAGAGCACGCUGCCACCGUCGGAGGAUAAAGGCUGUGUUUCCAGGGACUGCUGUUAUCAAAACAAAACCUUUUUGUUCCUUUGAUACAAAUACUGAGCAGACAUAAAGACGUGAUUCAUAUAAGGAACAAUAACCAGAGCAACCUGACAAACAAGAACUGUCAUUUCGUGUAACCGCCUGUGAAAGGCCGGAUUUCCUCAGACUUUGAAACAGAACAGAGACGAGGCUCAGACCAUGUUUUAUAGAAGAUUGAUUUUAUUUUUGUACUUUUUAUUAUUUUAAAAAAACUCAGCGUGCUUCUGGCAUAAGUCUAAGGUGGAUCCGUCGUUAGAGAUGUCACAGGAAUGAUGUUUCAGCAUAUUCAUAAACAAACAAGAUGGCAGCUUCUGUUAAAACCACUGAUUUUCUGCCACUUUAAACAAACUUUCCCCGAGAAAAACUGAACAAAUUAGCAGAGGUGGACUGUCAUUAACCGGGCUGAUGUCUGCGCUCCUGAUGCUGACUCAAACAAAUAAUGUCUGCAGACACUGCAGGCAGCCUCCUCAGUGCGGCUCUGUUCCGUCAGCAGAAACAUGCCAACGCUGGAGGGCAGAUACUUGUUUUCAUUCAUUCCUCAAAUGUUCUGUCUUUAUAUUUCAGAUUUCUUAUGUCAAUCAGAUAUUAAAAAACAAAAAAACAACAUGAUAUAAGCAGCAGCGACUGUAAGAACUUUGUAAGAACUCCUGUAGAUCACACUCCUCCACCUCGCUCCUCCUUUUCAUGCUGUGUCUGAUUAAACCAGGGUCAGUCACCUUGGUUUUUCAUGUUUGUUUUGGUUUUGGGGUUUCACGUACACACCUGGAGAGGCAGGGAGCUCUCGGGACAGAGUCAUACCAACAGAUAUGACUUAGUGGAUGCAGAGGAGUUUGUAGAGAAGUAUUGAUAGAAGAAGUUUGAAUCAGAUUCACCCAGAUGUGGAGGAAGUAAAACUCAAAUUUAGGAAGGUCACGAUAGGAGGUGAGGAACUGAGAGAGAGUGAGGACAGGAUAUCGGGGAGCUGAUCAGGUUGAUGAAGGUUAAAGGAAGCAGGUGUUUCCCUUCACCUCCUCACUUUUGAUUCUGUGCUUCACAGGAGGAGCAGAUGAGAUCACAUGAAGCACGAUUUAGAGCUCUCUCCACCGAGCUGGCUGAACUUCGCUCAUACCCUCCCGACCGUAAGGUCAAAGGUCGCGAGCUGGAGGAGUACCGCCAGAGGGAUGAGUAUCUGGAGUUUGAGGUAAGUAAAGAGAAGAGGAAUGAAGAAGCGUUGAGUCAGUGUCACAGUUCUGCAGCUGAUUGUGUUUGUGUGUCUCAGAAAACACGGUACGGGACAUACGUGAUGCUGCUGAGAGCCAAAAUCCGGAGCGGCGAGGAGGACCUGUCCGUGUUCGAGUCCCAGCUGCUGGAGGACAACGGGCUGCAGAGAGCUCACUCCAGCCCCACGCUGCAGGACAGCAGCCUGGCCAGCCAGCUGAGCCAGGCCAGCAGCACCAGAGACGGAGGCACCAGCAGCAAAGCCAGCGGCUGCAGCAGCAGCAAACCCCGACAGGAGGGUCAGAGACACAGCUACAGACAGGCUGUCAAGAAGUGAGGCGGGGCCGGGGCGCCGGGAGCGGCACAGCGUUGCACUGCCAGCGGCGGGCUGUCUCCCUGCACAGGUUUUUAUUUGAGAUCCAGGAGGGUUUGGAGCUCUGCUUGAAGGGGGAGCAGGAGUGAGGGUCUACCCCACACCCUCCCCCCGACCACGACACCCCACCCGGCACCCCAAUCUUCUCGUCUACCAGAGGAGGGCUGGGAAACAGCAGCCAGGGUGUUGGUGCUGGAGGUGGGAGGUCACAGACGUGCAGAGACGAGGUGUCUUUGAGAGCGGACGCUGGGUAAAGCAGCAGACUGAUCUGCAGCCAGACGAAGAGAAAGACGGUGCUCAGAAACACCCGACAGGAACGAACAUACGGCAUCUUUUAGGUUUCUCUUCUUUCAUUCUUUCAAAGCACCUCGACCAAAAACAUUCUCCCACCUUUAUCUUGACUUUUCACUCAGUUUUGGGACCAAAUCUUUUAAAGCAUCACAUGUCAGACACCUGAUGGUUCGUUUGAUGUGUAAAAGCUACCGGACUUUGAGAGUACCACCAGGUUUUGCGGAGCCAUCACAUUCCAGCUCCUUUUUUUCCCCCCGCCACAUCCCCGUGGUGUGUCCACAUUCCACUCAGGAGCAGGACAUUACAGCUUUGGCUUCUAAUUCACUGACGGUGGUUUGAAGACUGAGCACCGCGGGUGGUAAUGAGGGGUGUGGCUGCAGAAUACGACGUGAUGAGAUGGUGCAGCUCGUCUCUCCUCUCCUCUCGAUCACUGAUGGCCGCUUAGAGGCAGAAACAUCAGUAGAAGUCGCUCACGGUGUGCAGCGAUGUAACUGCAUCUCAUUAAGGGAGUUUCUUUUCUUUUUGCUUACUCGAACGGGCGAUCUCUUUCUGCUUCUGUCCCGUGGUUGUGCUUCUGUUCUCUUUCUAUUUCUUGGCUGAGAGUUUAUUUUCUCAGCGAUCCGCAUGCCUGCAUCCAGCACAGCUUCUUUUAGGCCUUUUACUGCUUUGAGGACGAAAGCCGUUCUCCGUGGGGUCAUUUCUCUUCAUGCUGGUGCCAUAACCCAACAUGUCUGUACUGAUAUUCUCUCAUUUAGAAGCCCCUAUUUUACCACUCACCAGGCAGACCCUGAAUGUUCUUGUUUUUUCAGUAUUUUUACAGUAUUUUACAGACGUUCGUUGAUGUUGAACCUUAUUCCACCUGUGUAUGUCAAGUGUAUGAUGAAAACUGUAUAAGGAACUAUGUUACCCAUACUCUUUGUAAGCAUCCAGGAUAUGUUGUAUAUAAUGCAUUGUUAUAUUGUAGGAUAUAUGACGACAAAGUAUAUUUACAAUAUAUUCAAUACACCGUUGUGAAGAAGCAUUAGGUACGAGUCCCAAACGCGCUACACAAUAAUCAUGUGUUCUUUUCUUAACAUGGCGGUACUAGAUCAGCACAAUAUACGUAAUAUAGUGGAGACUACGAACCUAUCAGAGAUUAGUACGUGAUUUAAAGAUGUUAGAAAGGUCGAUAGAGAAAAACUGUAAAAAGAGGAAUGAAGAGGCGGAGCAUGGUUCGCUGUGAACAAGCAUGAUUUUAAAGGGAUCAGGGCUGAAACUGUGGAGCAAAAUGCAUGAGGAAGAAGAAGAACGUACUUCUCCGAAAUGCAAAAAAGUGAGGACACUGUGUAAAAUCUUCAACAAUGCUGAUACUGAUCAAGUGCAAAGACAACAUAUCAAACGUUGAAACUGAAAACUUUUACUGCUUUAUGAAAAGUAAAUGAAGUCGGGACUGCAGGCCGGCCAGUUAAUCACAGGACUCUUCUACUAGGGAGCCAUGCUGUUGGAGUGCACACAGAUCACAUGGUUAUACAAAUCCUCUAAAACUGUUACAGACUGUAUAUUUUUCAGCAUUAAUCACGUCUUCUUGGAUGAGAAAGUUUCCCAUGUUUACCCCAUAUCUUUUAUACAGUCCAGUCCUCCUUGGACCAAAGACAAAGACACUGUCCAUGACCACAUGACAGUUCUCCACCUUUCCUUAGUCCACCUUAAAUGGUCUGAGGCUGAGGGAAGCUGCUGGAUUCCUGGAUCAUGUUUAUAUUUGGUGUCCUCUUUCUGAGUUUUUGUGAGUGAUUUGGAGCACAUGUGGUGAUUUCCACUACAGAGUCAUGCCUGUUUUUAACGCAGUGCCACCUAAGGGCCUAAUAUUUACGUCUGUGCAGAAAUUUCUCCUGACUCUGGAAGCUUUUUUUAAAGAUAUGAAGUGCGCCGAAAAAAUUAGUUUAUUUUCCUGAAUUUUUUUUUUUUAUAAUUCAAUGAUUAUUUAUAUUUUUCAAUGUUGCAAGAGACAAACGAACAUCAAACAAAACAGACAGAAUGGAGGUCAAAAAUAGUAAUAAUAAUAAUAAAAUAAAUAAACAAGGCAGGUGAGUUGGCAAGGCAAGAAAGUUAACAAAUCUGUCCACUAAAACUGUCCCCUUUUUCUUUUAUCAUAUCAUUUUCACAACUUAAUCCCCCCAACAUCUUCUUGCCCGCUACAGUCCCCAUCAUCUGUGUUUUCCACAUACUCAGUGUGGGAGCUCGGGGUUCUUUCCAACACCUCAGGAUAGUCUGUGCACAUGUUAUUAGGCCAGUUUUUAAUAUUCUCAAACUGUUUUUAUUCAACAGGGGUACCAUAGAUCUGUCUCCAAGGAGACAUAAUCUCGGUGAUCUGAGAAGUUCGUAAUUUAAUGAUUUGCUCAUAUAGUCGAUAACUUUUUCCUGCAAGGGGAGGAUCUUAGAACAUUCCCAUAAUGCAUGAAUAAAUCUGCCACUUUCUGCCCCACACGUCCAACAGAGAUCAUUGUUAAUCAAACCCAUCCUGUUAAGUCUUGAUGGUGUAAAAUAAUAUUUUUCCUGAAAUUGUUGAACUUUGGAGUAUUGAUCCUUCAUCCAUCUUCUGAUAAAUUCAGCCUCUCUGUCAUAACAUUUUCACACCCAGUCUUGUCACUAACCGGGUGAAUUAACUUCAUUUGUUGGGAGACGUUCCUCCAGGUUUUAUUAAUUUUAGUAGUGUCUCUCAAGUGUUUCAUUGACCCCGUCUCAACUUUUUCCAAACGUUUUGCGAGCAUCAAAAUUAAACUGAGCAUAAAUUUUUCAUAAUGUGAUGAAACUUCUCAGAUUUAAGAUUUGAUAUGUUGUCUUUACUCAAUUUUCAAUUUCAAACUGGAUUGAAAUAAUUUGCGAACCACCAAGUUCUGUUUGCAUCAGCGUUGAACACACUGUUCCGACCUUUCGUUGUAUUUUGGGUUUUAAAGGAGGAUUCAUUCAGGACUGUUUCAGCGGGAGUUCAUGAGUCUGGUAGCCAUACACACCUCAUAGCAUUAUCGAUGUAUAGCCAUCUUUGACUCAGGCUUUAAUACCUUGAACAGCUGCGGUGCCGGUGUCCGACCAGCAGGGGGAGCUGUUCAGUUUUUCAGCCAUAAUCACACCUGCUGCACCUGCAGUGAAUAUGCAUGUCAUCGCCCGCUCAGCUGAGGCCGGGGAUGGAACCUGCAGGGCUAAACCUGACAAGAGCUGUUUGUAUUAUGAACUCUGGAUGUCAGUGUGUAAGUGUGUUUUCAUAUAUGUGUGUGUGUGUGUGUGUGUGUGUGUGUGUGUGUGUGUGUGUGUGUGUGUGUGUGUGUGUGUGUGUGUGUGUGUGUGUGUGUGUGUGCGCGUGUGUGUGUGUGCGUUUCUUGCUGUUUGUGGAUGUUAGUGUGUGCAUGCUGUGACUGUGCCUGUUUAAACGAGAGAGUUUCCUGUUGUUUCUCCAUCCUUCAAACGUGUGCUUUGUUCGUUUUCAGAUCGGAUAAUUUAUCUUCAGGCUUCAGUGUUCGGUUGUGUUUGCCUCUGAAUCAUGUUCUGCCUGCAGUUUAGAGACAUUUCUGAGUGUUUUUUUAACAAAGAAGCCAAACAAUCCAAGUAUUUCUCUCCGAUUCUUGUCUCAUGUGAUAUUUUAACAAAAUUAUUUGGUUUUGGACCGUAAGUCAGGCAUAAAAAAGCAAUUGAAAGACAUUAAAACGGCCAUUUUUCACUUCUUUCUGGUAUUUUCCAUCCCGCUGAUUGCUUUCAAAUGAAAGUAAUCUUCCUUUGCAGCUUUGCUGCACACUAUCUCGUCUUUUUCUCAUUUCAUCCUCUGCUUUUCUUGGCUGCACCUUCCUCCCCAUCUUUCCUCUCUUUAUACUGCAAUAGUAAUGCAGAUAUUGUUGCCAUAGCUGACAUCUUUUACCUCUUACUUAUGUGGCUUCUCAUGACUGUGACUGCUCUGCAUUUAUUAGUGAUGUUUGAUCCUGCUGUCAGUGAACAGACAAACUCAUCUGAAGUACUAAUCAUGGUCUCCUGUAGGGACAGAUUAGGACUUCACUCACAGGAAUAAGCUGUUAGAUUCAUCCUUAAACAUUCGCUUUACAUGAUAUAGAUGAGAUCAACAUUCGAUGACGGGGACUCUUUUGGAUUCAUCAACUAUCACUUAAAGAGUUACUUUAUGGUACAAACUGUGCAUAUUUAUUCAUAAUUUUAUCCCCCCAUGAAAGGCACUUUUAAAGCACAGUUUAAAAGGUGAUCUCAAAUGAGUUUACAUUCGGUCACAGAUUGAGUAACUCUGACUGCAACUAUAAGUCAAUAAAUUGAUAAAAAAGUCUGAUAUAUUGGUGUUCUUAGCUGUCCUAGUUGUCUUAAACGUUGUAAAGUCAGCCUCUGUGGAGGACCUGCAGCCUCUCAGUUUCCAAACUAGAUAUCCAUGCAGCGAUCUGAGGGUUGAGACUGCUGCAAAAGCAAAUGUAGAGGCGGAAAAACACCAAACAAAGACGGCGAGUGCUCCAGAAGAACCCACACCUGUACCAAGAUUAAUGUUGCACAGUCAGAAUCAGAAGAAAAACAGUUUUUUUCUGCUUUUCGGCUUAUCUGGCUCCAACCUUUGACAUCUUGACUUUGAAACACCGAAGCAAAACCAGGUUGUGGGAUUGGGAUGGUUUUGCAUGCAUGCUUUUGCAGAUUACGCCUGUUGUUAGGUCAACAUAGGAGCCGAUAUAAAUCCUCUCUUUGAAGCUGCUUUUGUUUCCAUAUUCUCAUUUUGAUUAGGCUGGAGGAUGGCUUAAUAUGUGCAGGCAAGCAAGUUUUUUUUAUUAUUAUAUGAGACCUUUAAAAGAAAUUUCAUAUCCAGUUAUUUUUGCAUUAAUUUGAGCCAACUUUUAAUCAUUUAAGUCACAUUUUUGCAGGUCCCACCACGUUCAGAUUUCAGAACAAUCCUUCUGACAUUUACAGACUGAACUUGUAAUUCAUUUUAAAAUGAAGCGCCAGUUUUCAGAUCACCUCCAAAUAGUGCAAUAACCUGACCCGACGGCAUGUGAUGGGUAUUCUGGGCGCAGGUUCUAUACUCGCUGUACAGUAUGGAUGGAUGUCGUAUAUAGAGGGAGACAGCUCCACCUUGACAAAGUCUCCAAGGUCCUCUCCUCCCCUCCUCCUCCCCUCCAUGUGUUGUCUCCACUCCCUUUCAUCAAAGAGCAGCUGCAGGAUCUCCACAGCGCUGGCUUACAUGAAAAUGUCUGGUUCCCCUGGUGACGGCUCUGCCACGCUCAUGUGAAAGUCACCCUGUGGUUCUGUGUCCAAUCAGGGCUGCAGGAUUUACCUCUGUGGAAGCUGCCGUGCAUGUCUGCAGCCGUCUGGACAAACUGUUCUGUCCACCUCAUUUCUGAAUGUAAAUAAAGCAUGAGAUAUUACGGCCUGCGUUCAUUUAUAUUAUGGUAAGAGUAUUCAAUGAAGGGUUAAUAUAUAAUAAAGUAGGUCAACAUUUUUCCUGUCCUUGAGCUCAUGGUCAUUUUUGUUGUUUUUGUUUUGAUUUCUCUCAAUGUGAAUGAAGGAAAUGGCUAUAUUUAACGCUGUCGUAUGCUGUUGUUUUAGAGAAUCGAGCCAGCUCGAACAAACCUUUUUACAUGAGGAGAUCUGGUCUGAUCUGGUCUCUCAGUGUUUUUUAGACUGGUGCAGGUUCAGUGAGGCAAUGUUCAUCUUAUGCUACAUGCACAGUGAGCUACAUGUGUCACUGCCUUUGUUUCAGACUCACCAAGGAGCUGUUGUUUGUGAGCUUCUCAUUUUUGGAGGCAGAAGAUGAAAUAAAGGUGUUUUUGAAGGUUACCUGUGUCUCUGCAUUAUUGUGUUAAAA